Messenger RNA from Podarcis lilfordi (Lilford's wall lizard), 46597 nucleotides. Lineage: Eukaryota; Metazoa; Chordata; Lepidosauria; Squamata; Lacertidae. The record is from the annotation of a GenBank genome assembly.
GAGCGGGCCUUCGUUUCUUCCCUUUUCUCCCCGGCGAGCGGUUGGUUUGGGUGGCUCGGGUGGGCGGGGCUUCUCUUGACAGGCACAGCGCGAGGAGGAACCGCCGACGGUUGGGCUGUGUGGCCGUUGGGCCCCUUCGCGGGAAGCCCCGCCUCUCCCCCCUCCCCGCCACGUCCCGCGCUUCUCCGGGUGCCGCAGUGGGGGGGCUCCGAGGAGUCCUCCUUCCCGCUUGUUGUGUCGCGCGGGCCGAGAGGGGGAGGGAGGAGGAGAAGAUGUUCGAGAGCCUGCGCGAGCGGCUGCUGAGCGUCCAGCAGGAUUUGACCUCGGGGUGAGUUAACUGCCGCCUCCGCUGCCGCGAUAAAGUUCCUGAAAGUCCCUGAGGUGCUGAGGGAAGGGAGAGCCCGCGUGCGGGGCGGGUUGUUGGCGGAGUAAGGGGCUGCCCUUUGGGGCUCCGCUGACGAGGGACGCGCCGUGGGGCGUUGAGGGUUUGCCGCGGAAAGUUGCGGUUAAAACGCCCCCUAGGACGGAGGCGACUUUUGAGGUACUUUGGGAAUGAGCCCCGUGGUGGAAUUCACUGGGGCUUUACUUCGGAGUAAACGCGCGUCGUGUGGCGGUGUAAGAAGCGCGUUCGCGUUUGUGGGCGGAUUGCCUGCUAACUACCGACACCAGGUGCGUGUUGUGAGGAUGGGGCGAGUGGCGUGUCCCGCCUCGGGUUUUCUUCUUUCUAAUACGCUGCCUCAAAUAGCACCAGGGGUGCUGCACGAAAACCACGCGCUGUCAAUUAGUUCUUGGCUACUUUAGCCCUGAAUAAGAGUCACUUCCCAUGUCCCGCCUUCCUUUCCAACGUUUCUAAAUGAACUUUGGACUUGGUAAUUCGGUGUUGUUAAAAAAAAAAAUCACUCAGGCUGCUUAUCACCUGAUCGUGCGGUGUUGGUUUUUUUUUAAAAAAGGGAUUGGAGCUUUUGCUAGCUUGCAACUGAUUGCUUUCCUAUAAGAGUACAUUACCUGUAAGGUAAGCUCGUUUUGGAACAAGAGUCCAGCCAAUAGGACCCCUUUCCUUUUUUAAAAAAUGCAUAUAUAUAUAUUGUGUGUGUGUGUGUGUGUGUGUGUGUUAAUGAUAAAGGUUUGGGACUCACAAGUUGCAGGCAAUGCUUUGUACUCCUCCACCUUCCAGUCCCCACUUAGUGUGAUUUUAUUGGCCUGCUUUUUAAAAAGGCUGAUAGAAGUACUAAUUUCCAAUUGCGCUUCUUAUAAGGGCUGUUUUCCAUGUUACCAGGGGAGUCCCUAUUCAUUUGGGUGAAUGGGGCACUGCUCCACCAGUCUCAGUCUGUCCUCACUCAAACCUGUCUCCCUCUUACUUCCAAUCAGGCCAAGGGGUAGCACUGCCUGUCAGCUUCUUCCUCUGCAGUCUCAGUGUUGCCCUUGGGGAACUCAUUAGGGAGAGGGGGGGGUAUUAUUAAUAGGCUCUGUCAGGCGUUGGCUGUGGUUCCACCUACUGUUGGUCUCCUGCAGUGGCAGAGCGUAUGCCCGCACUGCCCAGGGCAGAUGCGGGAGUGCACCUCUGCGGGGGGCAGAGGGUGCCCUACCGGGUGCCACAGUCCAAGGAUGGAUAGGGCUGGGGAAGCUGCCACCCACUCUCCUCCUGCUCUCCACCACUGGGUCAGGCCUAUCUUGGCGGCAGAGCUGCCGCAACCAGGAACAAGGUGCGCUUUGGCCGAGGAGGGUGGGCAGCAUCAUUGGCGCCUACACUCCUGCUCUCUGCUGCCUGAUCAAACCUGACCUGGCAGUGGAGCUGCUGUGGCUAGGCGCAAGGUGCUCUGCGGCUGAGAAGCGUGGGUAGCAUUGUUGCUGCCCACUCUCCUGCUCUUUGCUGCUGGGUCAGAUAUGACCUGGCAGCAGAACUGCUGUGGCUGGACGCGCCCCGUCGUAGCUCUCUGUUGCUGGGUCAGAUGUGACCCAGUGGCAGAGCUGCUGCAGCCAGGCGCAAGGUGCGCUGUGGCCAAGGAAGCUAGGCGGCAGCACUGCCACCCAUUCUCAUGCUUUCCACCCCUGGGUCAGGCCUGACCCAGGAGUGGAGCUACGGCCAGGCUCAGCUUCUCACUCAAAGGGGACUGCUGUGGGGGCACCUGUUUGCACCCCCUCACAAAAUUACACCUGUGGCCAUGGCCCCCAUGGACUCCCCCCACGCUAUGCCUCUGGUCUCCUGAUCUCUGCCCUACCAGUACCAGUGAGCACCACCAGCUACCACUCUUCUUGUUCAUAUGUGGAAUCUAGCUAUGUUUGUGUUGACUUUGAAGUAUAAUGAGAAAGUUGGAGUAUGCCUGCUAGUAUACCCAGGCAUGAGUCAUUAAUGUGCCUGGGUACAUUACAAUGAUUGAUUCACUAAUGGCUAGCAUGAGUAUUUUCACCAAGCUUAUAAUGUGACAGGCCCUCUUUCAUGGGUGUAGCCAGGAUGGGGGGCAGACUUUAUGUUAGGUAGGGCAGAACUGAGUUAUCUGUGAUGUGAUUUAUCAGUUAAGCAUUUUUAUUUAUUUACUUUUAAUUAUUUACAGUCCUUCCCUGCUCCAUGGUAUAAGCUGACUAAGUGGCAUGGAGUUAUAUGAUACCAGAGAAAUGGGGGGCUGGAGAAGUAUCAAAAUACGUGGAGGAGCUGAACUGAUAUAUCUAGUGAGGUUUAUAAUGCAGAAGAGGGGGAAAACACUUAAUAAACCUUAUUAAAUUGCCUUAUUUUGAGUCUCACUGCUUUUUCUUUGUGUGUGUUUUAGGCUGAAGACCUUGAGCGACAAAUCAAGAGAGGCUAAAAUAAGCAAGCAGAGGUGCUGUUGGAUAUUCUUAAAUUAUGCUUUAUAAAAAUUGCAUUAACAAAAUCCAAUUUAUUACAUGACAUUUACAUGGCAUAACAAAUACUGUAGUCUGUUCUACUGAAUAACAUUAAGAAGCUUAUAUUAGCAGGUUUUCUGUGGGUUUUUUUUGAAAAUUUCCAGUCUAAGUUGUUGUAUAAUUGUUAAUAUUUGCAACAGCAAUGUAAAAAAGGUAGCUUUUUGAUCUAAAUAUUAAUUAGAAAAGUACUGUAGGACUUCAACACUUAAUUAACACAUUCUGUUAUUUUUUAUUACAGGACUAUACAGUGUUCACCAGAGUUUUCUGCUGGAUUACUCUUAUUGAGCAAGUAAAUUCUGUCAUUUAAACUCCUGUUGAAUUUCAGUUAUUUAUAAUUCUUGUUUAUUUUUCUGGAGGCAUGGAUGUAGUUAGUAAGGAGAGAUACUGUAGCACAUUGCCUUGCUCCCCUUGUUUACAUCAAUAUUCAGUAGAAAACAAUGAAUUCUUUUUAAAAGUGAGUGUUUUCAUUGAUCCUAUUGAUACCUUAGUAUGGUUAGCAUUUGGUUACUUAUAUGGAGCUAAAGUAGAACAAAAAACUUAGUAUGCAUUUCUAAAAACAUAAGUCCCAUUGAGUUCAGUGGGGCUUGAGCACAAACACUAUUGGUAGUUCAGCCUGGUUAAGCAUGGCUAAGAUGAAGAUAGGGAAACCAUAUCCUUGUUUUUAAGGAAAAUUAAGGAUUUUUCAUUCUUCUAUGUUUUAUUUGUGAAUGUGUGGUUUGUUUCUGCCAAUUGUUCAGCAGUCUUGAACCCCUCCAAGCCUUGUUUAGCUUUGUUUUGCUUAUCUAAGAAAUUUGGCUUUCAUUUAAAAGUUGUGUUAUUGGCCCAGGUUUUAGACCUUGUGGUUUCUAAGAGCUUAAGAGAUGUGAAUCUGGUUAAGGCUCCAGUGCUAAUGGGAGUUUUUAAAUAUAAACAUGUUUUCAUAUUGUGAUCUUAAGUUGCAAUACUGCAGAAUCCUCAGUAAUACUUGCUACCAAAUAGAUGUGCAUAGAACUGUGCAAUUAAUCUCUGCAAAAUUCUGAAAAAAUGCUUGCUUUCUAAGUCUUGACAACCCAAGUGCUAUGAGUUCAAGAUUGUUUGACUUAAUACAUUAUAAACAGUUUUUCUUGGUAGCUAUAUAUAUAUUUUCUUACAGCAAAUAAGCAAUUUGGUUCAGGACAGCUAGGUGAGCUUGUGGCCAUAACCUUAAGUAUAAGUCCAGUGAUAUCACUGUUUUCUUUUGUGAAGAUAUGAAGAUACUUGGGCAACUCUUCACAGAGGAGCGAAAGAAUGCGCAAAAGCUGGAGAGGUAAAACAUUAACUAACUAACAUACAAACAUUUUGUUUAAAAACUACUUUGCAGUUGUUUAGGUAUUUUGCAUUUAGGAAGGUACACACCUCUCUCAUAUAAAUGAGAAUUCACCAUGUAACAUCUGUUUGAAAGAAUCCUGAACAUUGAUCAGCAUUCCUUAACUGGGAACCUGGUGUUUUAUGUAGAAUGCAGCUCCAUCAAUGUCAGCCGAAAAUCACCCAGCCACCUCUACCUCUCUGCUGGCCCAGACAAACCACGUGCUUGCAACAUGCGCUCCUUACCUAGAGGAGCAUUAGUUUAUUCAUCCCCCACAUCCAGUACAUUAUUAAUUGCAGGCAACCAUCCAGCACUUCCACACCUUCACUUGAGUUAAAUGUUCUAUCUUCACUUGACUUUGAUGGAUGUUCAACUGAAGUGCUUGGCUAUGUUCACACAAAUGUACAUGGCAGGGAAAUUGAAGUGGCAUGCUACUCACAGAAUAAUGGAGCUGUACAGGUUACUGCAAAUUGGUAUGUCUGUAUUUCUGGGGAGCAUGUGGGCUACAUAGCUGUAAAUCUUCAGCAUGCUUCUAAAUUCAUAUAACUAAUACUAAUAGGGAGCUUUGGAGGAAGGGUAGGAUUCUAAUGUAAUAAUUAAAAGCCUUUGCAAAACUCAAGAUGAUCACCAACAAAAUUAAAAUUAAUCAUAUACAUUUCUGUAAUGGUUCUAGGGGUUGCUCGUGCGUAAGCCGGUGCAAACACCUGGCUGGAUUGCCUGAGUGAACCUUUUCUGUCCGGACAGCCACUCACCCGUGGCUGUCUCAAUCGCUGGCAGAAUCUGUCAGUGGGCGUUUCUUAAACUUCUUCCAGCACAGAAGCUCUUUGACGCCUAGUCGCCUCCUACUCUCUCUGUGCGGAAGGCUUCUGCGCAAGGAGGGCGUAGGCAGCGGAGGAGCUCUACUCUCCCCGCUGGUCCCCGGCAAGGAGUCAUGGGACCGCCUCGCCGCUUCCCCCAUCUGCCCCCCUUCUCCACUGGUGCUACGCUGAUUCUCUUCCCCAGAAGAUGGGCUGCCUCUCCCAAUCCCGGGACGCUCUCCGGAAUCCCUCUGGAUUUUGCUCUCUCCCUCCGGCACUGAUGGCAGUUCCCUGACAAUUUCCUUCCUGAACUGGUUUAAGGGCAAUAGGAAUAUAGCCACAUGUCAUCAAAUCAGAACUCAAAUCAAUCUGAUUACUUGCAAAUAGAAACUAGUUGUGCUUCAUUAUAUAUUGUUUCUGUAAGUAAAACACAUACAUCGUACAUAAAUAUACUUUUCUUUGGCAUAUUCCUGUUAAAUAUAUUAGGCUUCAAAUGUCAAAAUAUAUUACAGAUUUAAACCUAACUUACAGUAUUGAUGACAACGUCAAGGAGUUCCUUGUUCAUGAUUUGCUGGCUUUCUAAGCUGUGGCAUGCCUUGGAUACUUACAGAAUACCAAAUAUCUAACUGAAAUUUCAGCAGAAGGUUUUAUAAACUUUAAAAUGUGUAGCAGAAAUAAUUGCUGAAUUGGUAUAAACUUUGAUUUGAUACCUGAAUUUACAAUUGUAUUCUCAGUUAAAAUCUAUUGUUCAAAUAUUUUUCAAAAAAUUGUUUCUUUCAACUUGUACAGCUGCAAAGGUUUGCCUUGUUCAAAGGAAAGACAUGAAUAUGUUAAUGGGCACCUCAGGCCUAGGUGCCAAAUGUGGCUCUUGAAGCCCCCCCCCCCCCCGGACAUUCACACCCCCUCCCCUUGGGUCAUGUAUCUCACUGGCCCUUCUUUGCAUCUCCUUAAGUGCUUUUGCCUGGCUGUAUUUUGUACUGUGAUAAUGACUCUUGCUUGCUGGAAUGGAAGGCAAAAGUAAGUGUGUGUGUGUGUGUGUGUGUGUGUGUGUGUGUAGAGACUUAACUCUUGCAUGGAUGGAAUAUAGUAUUCUGUAGAAUAAAAGUCACAUUUGCGGCUCUGCCUCACCUAUCACUGUGAAGGUUGCCUGCAAGCAAAUGUGACCUCAGGCUGAAAAAGGUCCUCCAUCCCUGCAGUAAUAAAGAGUUGACUGAACAGACUAUGGGAUAUUGGAGUACUUAAUGCAACAGGUUAAAAUUAAUGUUAAAUUGAGAGUUUAUCAUAAUCAGAAUUUGCAUUUCAAAGUAAAUGACAUUCAUUCACUUUUGGAGAGACCAUGGCCAGGUGUAUGUCUUGAAGAAUACUUUUGCAAACUUGGAAAAAUAUUUAGUAUAGUGCAUUAGCAUAACUUUGAAUAGUAUUUUUGUUUUAUUUGAAAUCUGCUUUAUCUGUAUUUUGCACUGAAAAUAUUGUGAAUUGAAAUAUGUAGCUAUUUAAGGCUUUGGCAGCUGACUCAUGAGCCCUAUCAGAGGUUUGGAGAGUUGAAAUAAAUUUAAUAAUGUUAGUUUUAUCCUUGGUUUUAAACAUUGCAGCUGGUGGAUAGUGAAGUUGUGAUGCUUUCUGCUCACUGGGAGAAGAAGAGAAGCAGUCUCCUAGACCUCCAGGAACAGCUCCAGCAAAUUCCAGGUUUUUUAGCAGAUUUGGAAUCUACAACCACUAGCUUGAGUAAGUGUGUGUGUCCUGCUUAUUUAUUUAAAGAUUUAUCCCACCUUUUAGGAAGCUUUCCCCUAAGCAGCUUGAAAAUUAUGAAUAUACAAAUGUUAAAACAUCACAGUUAAAAAUUUAAUAAUGGUAUAUUAAAGGUAUAAUAAUAAGAAUUGGCAUACAAAAAUUAAAACUAUUCAUAAUAAUGCUUUUAAGGAAUGUUUCAAGGCACAGAAGGAGGAGGAUUGCCAGAUUUCCCUGGGGGAGAUUUCCAUAAUUGAGGUGUUGCUGCAGAAAGGUCCUGUCUCUGGUACCCUGGGAGAUAAAAGAGCAAGAUUUGGAAGAUUAUAUUUAAUCCCAUGUAUGAAUGUGGGAAAAGGUGUUUCUUUAAAUAGUCGCGUCCCAGAGCAUGAGCUUCUUCAGUUGAGCCCAGACACAAAUUGAUAACCAGUGUUAGAUUUGAAUAUGUGGUCACCCUAUUUCAAUUUCUAAACUGUCUUUAAGGGAAGUCUAAUGUAGAGGGCUAGUCUUAGCUGCAAAUGCCAUAUAGGCCACUUUUCCUACAUCAAGCUGUGUACUUCAUUCUUCAGGAAGUGUGCAGCCCCAUCUGGAGCAGGUUAUAUAUCUCCAUCCAAAUCAGAUAGAUUCCCAUCUAACAGCAUGUUUGUGUUGUCCAGAUUAAGCUUCAGUCUGUUAAUCUUCCUCUCAUUCAGUAUUGCCUGAAGACACUGAUUCCAAGUUUCUCCUACCUUCUUGGGGUUAAUUGAUGUACAUUUGUUAAUUUUUAUCAUAUAAGAUAUCUUCUCUGGUGCCAUUAUUUUAGUAUUUGAGAAGUUGUUAUUCUACUAUUUGGAAAGCUCUCUAAAGCACAAUUGAAAAAAAAAGAGUAAAAGUAAAUUGGCAAAUGCUUGGCAUUUGUAAAGUUCAUUGUAGGUACAGUGGUGCCUCGCAAGACGAAAUUAAUCCGUUCCGCGAGAGUCUUCGUCUAGCGGUUUUUUCGUCUUGCGAAGCAAGCCCAUUGACGGAUUAGCGCUAUUAGCGCUAUUAGCGGUUUAGCGGCUAUUAAAGGCUUAAAGGUUUAGGGGAUUAGCUGCUAAAAGGCUAUUAAAGGCUAUUAAAGGUUUAGCAGAUUAGAUAAAGGGGGGGGAAAGCGAAAAAAAAAUCUCAAGACUCGCAAGAUAUUUUCGUCUUGCGAAGCAAGCCCAUAGGGGAAUUCGUCCUGCGAAGCAACUUCAAAACGGAAAACCCUUUCGUCUAGCGGUUUUUCCGUCUUGCGAGGCAUUCGUCUUGCGGGGCACCACUGUAGUAAGAAAAUAGGGACCCCAGUCAUGUAAACUAUCUGGAGUUUUGUAAAGUCUCCACUAGGGGGUGCUCGAUUGCUACUUUUCCAGAAAUCACUAUCUAGAAUGAGGAAGAGGGGAGCAUUGAGGACCACAUUCUCUCUUGGCCAAUCAUCUGGGACUGCAUGCCAGUGGUGGGUGGGGCCAAAACAAGAGUUAGCUUGGCCAGAAUUCAUAUUGCAUGUACCCCCCGCACCAUUGCAUAUAUUAUAUGCAUACAGCGUGACUCAUCAGCACAUACCACAUAAAGGCCAGCUUCUAUUUAGCCUGUCCAAAAACAAUUGGGCUUGGGAAAAAUCAUUUUAGCUUUAUGCCUAAUUUCUUGGGGUGAUAUUAAUGGGGAUUGCAGCUGCGGUUUGUAGGGUUAACACCCCCCCCCCCGAAGCUGCACUCUCCAUGAAUAUUGUGUCCUCCCCCAGCAACUAAGAUUAAAAACAACAUUAACCAACUGGUUUCAUUUGAUUGGAAUUGAUUGGAUUUCAUUUCAUUGGAACCUAUUGAAGUGGUUUUUUUCAGCCUAACCAUGGUGUGUGUUGGGCUGUGUGUGUGUGUGUCACAGUAUAUGUGGAGCAUGCAAGUUUAGAAGAUCCUGCCUUUAUUGAGACUGCUUGUUUCCCAUUGAAUGGUAUAGUUUAAUGUAAAUAAUCAAAUACCCUACAUUGUAAGUACAAAAACCUACUUAAACAGUAUGUGGGGUUUAAAUGAUUCCUCAGUUCCUUAAAUAGACAAAAACACAUUGUACAAGUAACAUAGAUAUAAAGUUUAACAGUUGUGCAAGUAAAACAAUGCAAUAAUCAGGAGUUGUGAAUUGUUGGUAAAAACGAUGAUGAUCAUCAUAGACCAUACAACUGUAACAUGCUGUAAAGAGCCUGUGAAUACUCAUCAUAUUUCACAAUCACAUGAGUAGGGCAGGCAAUAACGGAGCACUAAAUUUUGUUUAAUGCUGUUGGUGUGCGUGUGACACAGAUGGUCUGUGUUGAUUCUUUCUCCAUACACCAUCUUGAUCAGUGUUGUGGAGUGGAAAGGGAUUUCUCCCUGUGAUGGGUGGCUACUGGGUCCUUCUGUGUGUGCUCCAUAGGAUGUUGCACCUUAGGAUGUUUAUGGAAUAAAGUCACUAGAUUUUUUUACAUGGAUCUUCUUUCAUGUAAUGAUUGUUCAGUGAAGCCUAGGCCAGUAUUGAGGGAGAGUGUUGGUGGGAAGGGAAAAGGCAGGAAGAGGAACCUUCUUUCCUCAUUGGCCAUAUCCCCAACCAGUGUGAUUAGUUUUGAGACAUCACUUGUUUGCCAAGAUAAGCAAAAUUUUCUUUAAAACCACCACAAAUUAUGUUCCUAAUGGUUUGCCUAUUUUGAUAUUUGAAUAUCUUGUUACACAGUCCAACUGGAAGCAAAUUUUAAGGAAAUGGAAAAUCAUUUACUUUAUCUUGAAGACCUCUGUGGACAGUGUGAAUUGGAAAGAUACAAGCAUAUGCAAGUACUACAGCUUGAAAAUUACAAAAAGACUAAACGGUGAGUUUAUUAUGAUUUUAAAGACUUAUUUUUGAUAUUAUUGACUGUGAAUUCCUUCUUUCUGUGCAAAUAUAUGUUCAUCUUAAAUAUCUUCUUGUUUGAGAAUGGAAAUUUGUGCUAGAAAAAGUUUCACUUUGGGUAUUUUAGGCCUUCAGUCUUCUACUAAUUGCAGUGACUUGAUCUGCCUUAUUAGUCAUCUUCUGUCAACAUUGCUCUGAUUCAUAGUAAAGGGCAUUGCAUAGUAAUUUCUUUGGUACAGAUGAAAAAAUAAAUGCUUCUAGCAAUGGCAGGGACCAGCUAUUUCUGGGUGAGCUAAAUGAUAAAUUGGUUCAUCAAGUUGUCACUCACCUCUUGGGAGAAAAGGUAGUGUCUGGUUUGCUGCUGACAAGGAUAAGAUAAAUGGUGUUAGGAAUAAACUUGGAGCAAGUGAUCAUGACUUAGUCUGGUUUGAUUUAAUUAGCAGGCCAGUUGGAUUUAGAAUUGCAGACAAGCUAUUUGAUUUCUAAAGGACAUAUUUUGACAUACUCUGGAGACACAUUAGUGAGGUGAUUUGCAUCGUAGGGCUUAUACCCUUGAAGAAAAGAGCUGGAAUUAUGCAUUAAAUUUACACCAAGUAAGAUGGUGAACUCUUUUGGAGGAAAAAUCUAAAGAUGCAACCAGAUGAACAAAAUUGGAGGAUAACAGAGUGAAAAAUUACUUAUACAGUGGUACCUCGGUUUACAAACUUAUUCCGUUCUGGAAGUCCAUUCUUAAACCGAAACAGUUCUUAAACCGAGGCGCGCUUUCCCUAAUGAGGCCUCCCACCACCAGUGCCCUUCCACCGUUCGGAUUCCGUUCUUAGACCAAGGUAAAGUUCGCAAACUGGGAUACUACUUCCGGUUUUUGUGGAGUUUGUAAACCAAGUAGUUCAUAAACAGGGCUGUUCUUAAACCGAGGUACUGCUGUACAGAACAAGGAAGGCCUUUUAUUGUCAAAGACUUACCAACCAAUUUCUGUUCUAAUAAUUUGAGAGAGAACUCAAUUAAUACAUUAUUGUCAGAAUACAUUAUGGUCAGAAUGUUAUUAACAACUGCCAUUCAAGAAAGAACAUAGUAUACACAAAUCGUCCCUUUUAGAAUGUUUCUUGAGAUGCUUGUAUUAUAACAGAGGAAGAUGUAGUUGCUUUCUAUCCCACAUUGCAGCACCUAUUCAGAUACCAGACAAAAGAGGCUUUUUUCUAAGAUGACUCACCUACCCAGUUCAGGUGUAACAUUCUCAACUCAACAAACUCUAGUUUCCCCUUCUAGCAGGGAUAAAUUCACAGGCUACCACCUCCUUAUGCACCAUCUGUAAGAAAACCUCAUGGUUUGUUAAACCACAGUUUCCCUAUAAAGUCUACACUAGGGAACUGAUAUAAGCAUUCCCUACAGUCCAAAGUCUGCCAAGUACUGCAUACGAACCAUGAUCAAUCCUAGUUGGUACGGUGUGCUUAAAUCACAGUUUUCAGGUUUGAACAUUGCAGGGAAACUGUAGUUUCACCAUUUCCAGAGGGGUAUGCAUGUUAGUCUGUUGCAGCAAAAACCAAAGAGAAUUUUGUGCUAUUCCAUGCACCUGAUGAAGUGGUGUACAAAAAGUUAUGCCAUAAUAAAUUUGAGGUGGCAUAACUGAUUAAAAUUUGUCCUUGUUAAUCAGCAGGCUGUGGGCAUGAGGAGAGCCCAUCCCUCUACUCAGGAGAAUGUAUGUUAUUUAAAGAAAUUGAAAGGUAGCAGCACCAGUUUAGGGUGACUGAGCAGGAGUAUAUAAUCCUUAUCUGGUGUUCAUUAUCCAUGUGAGUUACCCAAAGGAGAGAAGCUAUCCUUACCUGAAGUGCUCAAGGCAAGGAGAAAGUAAGUGUCCUUGAAGCCACACAUGAGUUCAAGGGACCUAAUUCCCCGCCUAAGAGUGAUUUAUAUUGGACUUUCAUCCAACCUUCACCACAAUACUAUGAUUAGGUUGAGAGAUACUUAAUGCAUUUCCUUUGUGAAUAAUCAGGGUUUAGAACCUGAGUCCCCCUAAAUCCAAACCACCUAUCACUGUUCCUCUGUCCUGUUAUAUUAACUGUACAUGUGAAACAAAAGAAUUUAAAUAUAUCACAUAGCUAAAUUCAUUUCAAUAUUCAUUUCUGACUUGAACCUUUUUUCCUUGCUUAAAAAACUACCAUUCCCUUGAAGAUGACAUUCGCUAAUGCCAGCUGUGCCUAUUGGCAACAUUCAUGAUUUGACAUUGCUCCAGAGUCAAUAUAUGCUAGUUUUCAGUGUUGCACUAAAUAUAGGAAUUCCAGCUUGUUGAAAGACACAGCCUUGUUUUUUUUAUAUAAUCUAAUUGCCAGUAACUCCUUUGAGAUUUUUCUUGAAAGAAUGGGUGCUCCUCAGAUUACUUCUGUCAAAGAAUGUUGUAUGUUAUAUAUUGACUUGAAGCAGGCUGGAAUUAUUUACAAUUAAUCAGAAAGGGUGCACUGGAAAAGGUUUACCUUAUUAUGUAGAAAUGAGCACUGUGCCACUGUGCCCUUGAUUAAGCAUUGCUCAUAUUGAUCUUGGUUUGAAUAAAAGCAUUUCUUUGGUAGAUGUUUGUAGAAAUCAGCACCCUUAUAGACUAUUGCUUUUCCAUCUCUCUGAAUGUAGCCAUCCAGGUACACUUGGCUCCAAGAUAGUGUGUAUUUUGCCGUUCUUUAUAUCAUAGAACUUCAUCUUUCCCUCAAGCAAUUUCUGUUACAGUUUUAUCAUGCAUACAAUUUUCUACAAGUAAUAAAUGCUAAAAUGUAGAAUUACACUAAAUCCUUCAACUCUGAAGUUCAUUUAGAGUAGUCUUUAUACUUAUUUUAUUAAUAUGAUUGGAUAUAUGACUUCUGUUGUCUCCGAAUUAAUAAUGCCAAUAAUUGAAAGCACUUUUUAGAACUUGAUAAACAUACUUAAACUAUUUCAAAUUACUUGCUUUUAAGUUCUUGCACAGAUUAAUUGGUUAUCCUGUUCGUUCAAAGCUGUUUUUGCAGUCAGUGGGAAUAAAAUAUAUCAACUAUUGAUUGACUUGAGAUGAAUUUAUUGUGUAUAAUAAUGCUGUUUUACACACCCUGAUUAUGAAAAGCAGUCUUACAUACUGAACAUACAGUCAUAUCUUGGGAUGAAUACGCUUUGGGUUAGGCAUUUUCGGGUUGUGCUCCGCAGCGACCCGGAAGUAACGGAGCGCAUUACUUCUGGGUUUUGCCGCACGCGCAUGCGCAGACCGUCAAAAUGACGUCAUGCGCAUGCGCAGAAGCUCCGAAACGUGACGCGCGGACACGGGUUAUGUUUGCUUCGGGAUGCGAACGGGGCUCCGGAACAGAUCCUGUUUGCAUCCCGAGGUACCACUGUACUUAUAAAAAUCACACAACCUUACAUUCUUUUCUUGUUGCUGACAAAACAUUUUGUGCAGCUAAGCUUGUGAUCAUGCAUUUUGUUUUGUUUCCCUCCCCCCCUUUUACAGGAAAGAACUUGAGAUCUUCAAAGGUAAUUCAAAUUCUCCCCCCCCCCCGGACAACUUUUACAAAAUCAAAUGUAACAAAAGAUAUCUAUUUCACUUUUGUUUCUGUAUUGCACUGCUUAACUUCUGGCAGACCAGUUCUGCAGAUCAGCUUUAGCUACCAUAAUGCAAACAAGCGUCUUACUCCUGGCUAUGUAUGUUUCUUGUUGAAGUAAAUAAGUAAUGCUCUGUUGUGCCGAUAUGCUGGUAGUGAAGUUAAUAAACAGUGAGCCUACAGUUUGAACUCCUUGACUGAGUGAAAAGGGGAGGCUGGAAAGGGAUAUAGGAGGUGUGUACAGACUUUUCAUCCUCCUAACUGGCCUGAGAUGUUGAAUGCUGUUAAGCAUAUGUUGCAUGUGAGCAUUGUGCCUAUGGUGGAUGACUGCUAGUCCAUAGUGUGGCAUUGUGUUUCCUGCUGUUGUGGGCACUUAUGAUGCACACCUUGUUGAGACAAAAUGUGUGAGGCACAAAGUAUUAAUCUGCCAUUUUAAAAAUUGUUAGCAAUUGCUAAAUGUGUGAUUUUGCUUAGCUAAGUGAGUGAUUUUAUUAUUGCAUAACACAGUCAAUUAACUUCAACAGAUAACAAGUGGCACGUUAUAUAAAAUGCCACAUUGUUUUAGCUUGGUAUUGAAAAUGUCUUGUUUGUCAUGACAGCUUUAAACUCAGGCUCCAUUAGUAGAUGGCCAAAGAGUAGGUAAAUGUAAUUCUGUGCUAUUAUUAAUUCUUGCAUUAUAGAGUGAACAAUAUAAACUAUGUUUAAAAAAAAAUCUUUUAGGUUUGAGUUUUGAAAGUCAGUGGCAUAUAUCAUAGCUGUCUUCUUUUGCAUAGAAUUUAGCGUGUUUAUAUAUUCAACCUGCCCUCUGAUCUAGUGCUGCAGCUAAAUGUCAGGUCUGUCCUUUGGGGGCUGACCAGACAUGUAUUAUUGAGAACUGGAUGGACAGGCUGAAUGGAAUUGAUCCAGCUCAGCUCUUUCUACCUGGGUACCCAAUUCAGCCUCAGUUGGAGGCUUAGUCAGCGUGUGUGUCACAAGAAUCCACAGUGAGUCUAUCUUUCUUGUGAGGAGACACAUCCAUUCUGCUAAGGGUUAUGUGGGUCUGUACCUCACAUUGAACUAUAGAGAGAUAAUAGGGAUACUGUUGCAGUACCAUCCAUCCUGCUGCCUAGAAUUCACUCCUGACCCAAGGUAGUCUUGGAGUUAGUGCUGGAGGAUCCCAGGACUGAGUAUUGAAAUUCAUUUUGUUAGUUUGAGUCCAUUUCUUUAAUUUGUUAAGCACACAUUCAAUCCUGAUUCUAUUUCUGAGGCAUUAGCUACCCCCCAGGAAUCCAAUAUGGGUACGCCUUUCAGAUAUCCUCAUAUCUUGGGAACCUGUCUGUACCAACCUAUCAGCGUUUAUUUACCAAAGCCAGACUAAAUGUAUUUCUAUCGGAAGUGCUAAAUGGUAGACUGAGAAGCAUCCCUUAUCAGAAUAGGCUUUAUGUUCUCAGGACGUCGAUUGUAUGAAGCAUAUCUUACUGCAUUGUGGGCAGUACAAGCAAGCAAGGGACCAACUGAUUAAACCCCUACUAGCAAAUUUGCCAGGAAAAUCGGAAGCCUCCCAUAUUAAAUAUAUUUUGGAUGACAGGUCUAAUGAUAUUACACUGGCUGUGGCAAAGUUUCUUUUAGAAGUUAUAAGAAACAAAGAUUAUCAUGCUUAAGACAAAACAAAAUGACCGCCUCGGUUUCUCUUUCUUGUGUGGCUGGCUAUCUUAACUGUAUUUUGUUCUGAAAUUACUCUAUGGGUCUUUGGACUGCAAUAAAGAUUCUCUCAACAACCCCUCACAGCUUGGUGCCAUCUGCAGAUUUCCUCUAUUCAUUUGAGUCAUUGAUAAAGAUGUUGUAACAACCACUGGGCACAGGUCAGAACCCUGCAGCACCUCACUUGUCCCCUUUUUUUCCAGGGUGACGGAGAAUCAUUGGUGAGCAGUCUUGUAUUCAGUCAGUCUACCAGCUACAAAUUCACCUAGCAGUAACAUUGUCUAGCCCACAUUUUACCAGCUCCUACAAAAGAAUAUCUUGGGGGACUUUGUUGAAAGCCUUACUUGAAAUCAAUAUGCUUUACUUCCACAGCAUUCUCCUAAUCCAUCAAGCAAGUAACUCUAUACAAACAAAAAAGGAAUAAGAUUAGUCUGGAAUGACUUUUUUUUGGGUAAACCCAUGCUUGCUGUUAGUAAUCACAGCAUCCUUUUCUAAGUGCUCCUAGGCUGACUGUUUAAUUAUCUGUCCUAGGACCUGGUAUGUUUUCCAUUUGAUUUCAAGGUGUUAGUGAUGGCAUCAAAGUUCUAAAGAACUUCGAACCUUGAUGCUUCCUGGAGUGUGCUCUCUUUAUACCCUUCAGCCUAGAGAGGUCUAUUGGGAAUGAGGUCUUUUUUCUGCAUCCCACCUCUGAAAGCUGGGCAUUAUAUGGAGUUGUGGGAGAUGGCCUAUUUGUUAUGACACCCCAGUUGUGGAAUUCCCCCGCCCCCUUGGAGGCCUGAUUGGCACUGCGAUUAGUUUCAUUUUGGCACCAAGUUAAGACUUGGCUAUUCACUCAAGUAUUUGGGGGCCAUUAGCUGCAACUCUGUUUGAGCUGUUUGCAUAAAAUUUAAUUGUCAGCAACAAAAAUCAGUACAGAGUACAGUCAUACUUCGGAAGUUGAACGCCUUGUGACUUGACCGUUUUGGCUCCUGAACACCAGAAACCCGGAAGUGAGUGUUCCGGUUUGCGAACGUUCUUUGGAACCCGAACGUCCAGUGUGUGUUCCGUGGCUUCUGGUUGGCUGCAGGAGUUUCCUGCAGCCAAUGGGAAGGUGCGCCUUGGUUUCCAUAUGUUCUGGAAGUCGAACGACCUUCUGGAAUGGAUUCCAUUCGGCUUCUGAGGUACGACUGCUCAGUGCCUUGCAUCUCUUCUGGGAUGUCCUGGUUGCUGUCUGAAUGUACCAGUCCCUGACAAGAGGAGAAUGGCGUCACUGGCAUAUGUUAAAACUCAAUAUAGAAAUUGGAGGAACUGGUUGCUUUCGAUAUUCCAAGGAUUAAUUUAUAUUUAAUUUAUAUUUACGACUAUUGAUUUUUGUCGUUUAUGUUAUUUUAUGGAUUAUAACUUGCUCUUUGAUCAUUUGAUAUAGAAAGGGUUAGCAAUUAAAGUUAAUAUUAAUAAAGUUGUAGAACUGUGUGUAUUUGGGCAGCUCUGCUGUAAACUACAAUGAUGAUGAAUAGUAAAUAUAUAUUUCUGACUUCCCAGUUUCAUAUAAUAGUUAAUUUUAUUUCUCCCGUGAAGCAAUUAUUGUAAUUAUUGAAAAACUAAUUUUGACUGCCAUAAAAUGUCAGUGAUUUCCAAAUGUAUGUAUUCAAGUGGACACUUCCAUUUCAGCUGUAAGGCAUACUUGAUUAUUUCUUUGUUCUAAAUUGCAAUAUGAGUUUCAGCUACAGAUAUUUUUAGUAGAAUAGGCAAUGCCAGCUGAAAUCUGCCUCCCCCCCUUCAGAUCUUUUGAAAAAAAUUGUAAUAAAGUUUUCAAUACUUUCUAACAGUUUCAUGUGGAGAUGAGAACUGGUCUUGAAAUAUGUCUUAAAUAGUGAUGUGAUCCAGAUUGUCUAUGAGGGAGUAGAUGUAUCUGAGAAGUCCUAACCAUUUUCUAUGAAUCCUGGAUCUAAUUAAAGGUUUUAUUUGCAACAUGGCUGCCACUCAUCCCCCCCCCCCCCAUUGAAAGUACAAUACUGGCAGGGAAAGUACAUGAUGCUGUAUUUGUUUGUGUUACUGAUACUGCACAGGGAUAAACAUCACUAGACUAGAUUGAGGGUGUUAACCAUGCUGCAAAUAUAUUGGCUGCAUUUGCAUGUCACUGUAAGCCAUAAAUCAUUGGCUUACUGUACGUUAGUGAAUUGUACAUGCUUCUCUUUUUUCUAUUCAUGCUGGAAGGGAACAAAUUAUUAUCUCUGACUUAGUGUUAGAUCUGAACCAAGGAUCUUAGUUUGUUGUGCUCCUGACAAACCAUGAUCUGUAGCGCAGCUAUGUUCUUGGCUUAUUGAUCCUGGUUGGAGCAAAACAAACCACAAUCAGUUUUACUGAUUAAAAUUGCCACCUGCUGAUUAAUAAACUAAAAUGUUAAUUAAAACUCUCAGUAAAAGCUUGUGGUAAGAGGAAACACUUGAUGAUGAUGAUAAUGGUGAUGAUAAUAAUUUAUUAUUUCUACCCUGCCCAUCGGGCUGGGUUUCCCCACCCACACUGGACAGAUUUAAACAACAUUAAAAACAGAAUAAAACUUCAACCAUUAAAAACUUCCCUAAACAGGAAGGGCUGCCUUCAGAUAUCUUCGAAAAGUCGGAUAGUUGUUUAUUUCUCUGACAUCUGAUGGGAGGGCGUUCCACAGGGCAGGUGUCACUGCUGAGAAGGUCCUCUGCCUGGUUCCCUGUAACCUCACUUCUCACAGAGAGGGAACCGCCAGAAGGCCCUCAGUGCUGGACCUCAGUGUUAGGGCUGAACGAUGGGGGUGGAGACGCUCCUUCAGGUAUACUGGGUUGAGGCUGUUUAGUGCUUUAAAGGUUAGCAUCAGCGCUUUGAAUUGUGCUCUGAAACAUACUGGGAGCUAAUGUAGGUCUUUCAGGACCAGUGUUAUAUGGUCUCAGUGGCUAUAAGAUCCGAUAUAAUUGCCUUGAGAUAUAUAUGAAUUGAUUAGUUCUGUUUUAUAUCCUCCAUUUCUAGUGACAUGAGCCUUCAACUGUACUUCUAGUGGUUUUUUUUCUAGGUUGGUGGUGGGAGGUAGGGAUAUCUUGGAUAAUUUUAAUGACAAUUUUAAUGUUAACCUCUUUCUGAACUUUGCAAGUUAUAUACUGUAUGGCAGGGAUUCAGCAAGUGAGACACAUCAGUAGAAGCUUGAACAAGAACUUUGUGUCUUGCACAAUGAAGCUUCCCCCUUGCCCUCUUUGCCCCUUGAAAUUGUUUUGGGGUGGGGAGUUGGGAGAACUCCUAGAAUGAUGGGGGGGGGGGAGGAGUGCUAUUCCAUAUGGCAAGUAGAAAUGCAUGCCCUGACAGAACGAUUGGCAUAGCAUGAUGUUGAAUUAUUCUGUAUGUCUUUACUGAGAUACGCAGUGUAUUCCUUACUGUUGCCUGUUGAGCAGAUGAUGACGAGUGAGGGUAUGCAGGUGAUGUUUCUGUUAAUGAAACUAGCUUCAAAUUGCAGCCUUAAAAUAGUGCAAAAAGAGGGAACAUAAUGCUCCUGUGUAAACGUAUGAUGCUCCCACAAUUAGAAUCAUAGACCACAAGGGCCAUCGAGUCCAACCCCCUGCCAAGCAGGAAACACCAUCAGAGCACUCCUGACAUAUGGUUGUCUCAAGCCUCUGCUUAAAGACCUUUUUUACAAUGUUGCAUGUAUGAUACUGGGUAGCUCAGAAUGUACAACUGAAUAAGGUAUAAAAAGAGCAGUUAAAAUAUGGGAGAGAACACUUUGCACCCCCUCUUUUUUCUCCCACUGUGCACAAACAGGUUUAACUGUAUGCUUGCAUUUAAAUCAAGUUUUUUGCUUUUUGCUUGAGAAAGCAUUUCUAAAUUGUGAAAACUCACAUUGUUGAGAUUAUCAGGCAGAGGAAUGUUAAUGAGUAUUUGGCUUAACAGAGCAAAUCAUAAUAAGCUGUGAUUGAAUAAUUUGUGUGAUGUGUGUAUCGCACAUUAGCACAGUGUUUUCAAGUUCAGACUCUCUCUCUCUCUGUGUAUAUGCACGUGUGUGUGCACACCACACACAUGCAAAAGGGGGAAAAUUCAUUUCUAGCAAGACUAGUACAUAAUCUGUUCUGAAGGGUUAUUAAACACAAUCAUAAUUGGUAAUUUUGGGAGGGGAGAGCCAAAUAAACUGUUCCUAUUUAAACUGAAAUCUGUUCAUCAGUGGCUUAAUUGAAUAAUGUAUUGCAUUUUGUUAGACAAUCAAGUAUUAGCUGUUAGUGUAUUCCUAAUGACCACUUACUACCCCUUUUUCAAACGGCAUGUGGUAGCUCCCAGAUAUAGGCAUGCAUUCUGGAAUACCACAUCUCCUGACAGCUUAUGUUCAGUUUAUGGAGCAACAGUGGAAGAAUUUCUCCUUGUUUGUUUCAGUUUUAUGUGAAUGACCAAUUGAUGUGGUCUGUCCUAUGUAGUUCUCGAGUGGGGGAAUGAAUGUGUAGUAUCAUUCUUUUACGACGGGAAAGAUGUACAUCACUAGAGCUGCUUAGUAAUUGGAGGUUUCACUUGAUCAGCACUGUGCUUCUGUUUACUUGCCUGUUUCUCUCUGCCAUGUCUUCUCCAGGAACCACUGAGAAUAAUCGGAAGAAUUCUUGUAGGUGAAAGUUUAUUAAUGGUUUUCAUCUUUAAAGCUCUUAUUGUAUUAAAAUGCCAGUUAAAGUAAUUUGUAAGCUAUUUUUUGAGCUUUUGUUUUGCUUGACUUGUACUGUGUAUUCUGAUAGUGGAAUAGCUAGAGAUCUUAUUUAUGUAGCUGAGAAGAUUAAAUGAAAAAAAAAUAUCCCUGCAUAUUUAUAGCAGGCAUUGUUAUUCCUUUGCCUUGAUUAUAAAAUGAAAUUUUGCAGGCAUGAAUCUAAGCUGAUGAUGAUCUAGGUCUGUAAUUAUGUAAGAGUUCAUAGAAAUGUACAUUGCCAGGCAUUGGAUAAAAUUUGCCUAGUACACACUUCUUUCUUUAAAAAAGAAAUCAUUAAAAUUAAAUAUGAUAUUAGAGAACAGUAGUCAGGAAUCCAUUUCUGUUGAAUCAUUUCUGUAAUGUUGGCUGCUGGCAUCCUUUAGUACAAGCAUGUUUUAACAUGAAGCAGGUUGUUUCAUAUUUGGUAGAUUGGAGAAAAAGAGUGGUAUAAGAGUGGUAUACCAAUCCAGAACCUUUUUUUCUGCUAGUAAUGUUUAAAUGAGAGGUUGGUUUCUGAUGUGUUCCUUUUUGCUUUUAAAGCAGUCAUUGCAAAGCCAUGUUUUUAAAAGAGCAUUUCCCCACAUAUGUGAAGAAUGAAACAAUCAAAAUCACUUUUAAUUUUUUUUAAGUUUUGACUAAAAAUGUCAUAUGAAAGAUGCAGUUUUGAUUUUUUAAUGUUUCAAAUACAUAGUCUACCCAUGAUUAAACUAUAUGCUUGCUAUAAGAUAUAUGCUUGGUAUAAAUCCUAGUGUAGAAUAUGUUUUCAUGCAGUUGGGCAAUGUUUCCAGAUUAGUGUUAUCAAAAAAAUGUUAUUACUUUACUCUAUUUCCACUAUUAAAAAUAAAUAAAUGAUGUACUAAUUCAAAAAUGGCAGAAAUUGUUAUCCAAAGUGAGAAUUCCAUUUUACAGUUCUUGCUUUUUUAAAAAAGGCAUAAACUCACAUUUCUGCAAGUUGGCACUCAGAAUUUUGUGUGUUAUUCUUUAUAGUCUUCACUCUUCUUGCGGUGUCUUUUCGUUGCUUUGUUUUGUCCUGUGUUACAUGUUAGCAUGUUUGUGUGUGUGUGUGUGUGUGUGUGUGUGUGUGUGUUUUAGUUAAGCCAACACUGAAGCCUCUCUGAAGUCUAAAAGAGCCUUUUCCAGUACUGAGUUCUCAGGUGUUGUUCCCCACUACCAUGGGGAAACUGUUCCAGUGACAAUGCCCACAUGCUUCCCCUGUCUAGGGUUUGUUUUGGAGGCCCAAGGUAGAGCUUCACAUAGUCAUUCUGUUGUGAGCUGGCCUCCCCUGCACUUGUACAGACAUUGACAAUUAAUGUAUGAGAGGAGCACAACCCCAGUUGCAUCCCCAUCAGCUCCAGGCACAGCAUGCAAUGACCCUGCUUCUGCCAGUCUGUAGGCAUACCUACAGGCCAGGGGUUCAAAUCCCUUUGUGUCGUACACCUACUAUUGUAUGAGCACAACAUACAGUCUCAAUGGAAGAAGGAAAGCCUGCACAGUAUGUUACCAUCAUAGCUAUAUGGGCAGAGAGUACAUGCAGCCCUACUGGGACAAAGGUUCAAUAUCAUCUGGUGACACAAAGACUCUUGCCCCACAGCCCAGGGGUCAGCACAUGCAGCAAAAGGCAUUGACAGCAUCAACCUCCAGAGGCUCACUGUAUACAAUACUGGACUGGGAAGCAGGACGUGGCAGUUUCAGGUCCACCAGAAAAAAGGGCAAAUGUACCCCCCCCCUUUUGUAUGCCUGGUUAAAGUCAUGUCAGGCAAAAGAGAAUGUGAUUUCAGGACUUGGAAGUCAUGCUGCAAACAUCAUGGAGCAGUGCCUGAAACUAUAUACUAUAACAGCUGACAACAAUCAAGCACAUAAUGAGCCAUUUGUCUUCUCUUCUGCCAACCUCAACACCUGCAUAGAUGCCAGAAUGCAGAAGGAAUCCUAGCUGGGUGGAACAGCUCACAUUUUACAUGCAAGGGACCCAAGUUUCAAUCUGAGUAUUACUCCAUACCAGGCACACCUGAGCUAAUCAGAAGAGUGCUGCAUGGUACCAAUAACUCAGCCUGUGUAUGGGCCAACAGUCCUUUCAUUUGCCUCACUCCUGGCAACCUAUGUGAUCAGUCCAUUACAUACCCUGCUAUUUUGCCUGAUAGGUUGGUUCUGCUGGAUAGUACCGUGCAGGGCUCACUGCCUGCUUUUAUUUUCAUUCCCUGCUGUACAUCCUAAGAGGCAUUCUAACCUCAUGGUAAAGGAUCCUUGACUGAACAGGUGUGAAGGGCCACUCCUAAACCCUUCAAGCUCUCAGCCUCUGUGAUUUCCAUCCUGAGGCCAGCUGAAGCCAAAUCAUGCUAGAGUGUGGAAAAGCAAUCCUUAUCUAUCAAUCUCUGGGAAUAAGGAAACAACACAUGUGGCAGUUAUAGCCCUGAUUGAUCAGCAUCUGGGGUGGGGUAGAACUCAGUAAAUCCUGCAAGGGAAAGGGAAAGGUUGGAAUUGCCAAGAUGCCACUCCAGCAGGGUACUUGUCCUGUUCUUUGCACCAGCCAUACCUGCUUCAUGUUAGGAGUAUCUUCACUUGUUGCAAAACUGUCUGCCAUGGAGCUUACAGUGGUAGCUGCGGAACAGUCAGCCUGAGGAGACCAAGGGUAAUGAGUAGUAGGCAGCAGCUGGAUUACAGCUGAAUCUGGAUGCAGAAUAGGUAGAAAGGCAGAAAGAGACAAGGGAGAGUGGUACCACCCAAGUGCUCAUGUGUUCUUCCUGCAGUGACUGUGAGUACACACCCCUUUUUCAUCCUUGGGGGCUGCAGUGGAAGUCUGAGUGUGAUCUUGCAAUGCAUUAGGGAUAAUGGGGUUCAAUAGCAGUAGUUGAAUUUGAGUGCUUGGCCUUUGCUAAUAGCUUACCUGCAAUGUUGGGUAUGAGUGCUUCACCUUAAUGUGGAAAGUAUUACUUUCUGCUGUAAGUACAUUUUACUGUUAACAGCAAUGCGGUUCAGGGAAGACACAGUGUUUGUGUAUGGCUGAUUUAGGGAUGGGAGACAAGGGAAGCAUUUGGAACAAUUCUGCAUUGUGUCAUGGUUGCCCCUGAUCUCAUGCUUACCUAUAUGGGGUGCUCCAUCCUGGCACCCUCAUUGUUGGAGUGAGGUUUGCUGUUGGAUAUUUGUAUCUGGAUUCUAAAGAUAAUAUACCUGUUAGGGUUCUAGUCAGAGAAGCAAUACACUGUUUUCUAUGAGUAAUUUGGAGACAGUGACCUUUGCUAGAAUUAGUCCUUGCAAGCUCUAAGUGUGUAUGGUGUGGGACCAGAGAAAUGUAGCAGCAUGUAGAAUGCCCUGUUACCUUGAGUUGUGGUCUCCCUGCGUGUGGUUAAUAUAUUGGUGAUGAUAUGCUGUGGUUUGGCAUUGAGUUACACCAUAUGUUACGAGAUGCAGGUGGGCUUGUGGAUCGUGAGGUCAGCAGUUGGAAUCUGUGUGAUAGGGUGAGCUCUCGUUGCUUUUUCCUAGCUCCUGCCAACCUAGCAUACCUGUGUGAGUAGAUAAUAAUAAUUUAAUAAUAAUAAUUUAUUAUUUGUACCCCGCCCAUCUGGCUGGGUUUCCCCAGCCACUCGGGGCGGCUUCCAACAAAGAUUAAAAAUACAUUAAAAUGUCACGCAUUAAAAACUUCCCUGAUAAAUAGGUACUGCUACAGCAGGAAGGUAAAUGAUGCUUCCGUGUGCUCUGUCUUCUGUCGCAGUGUCCUGUGCGCCAGAAGUGGUUUAGUCAAGCUGGCCACAUGACCCAGAAAGCUGUCUGCAGACAAAUGGUGCCUCCCUUGGCUUGAAAGCAGAAAUGAGCACCACACCCCAUAGUCGAUUUUGACUGGACUUAACCAUCUGGGGUCCUUUGCCGUUAUACCAUAUGUUACACUCUGUUGUGGCAACGUGGGUAGGGUGGUUAUCAAUAGAGAGGCAGCAAUUUUUAACAACAUGGCCCCAUUGAAGUCAGUGAGAGAAAUUUCUUGGCACUUGGUCUGGGGCUGAUAUGACGUUCCACUGUUGAUAAGCAUUGCCCGUAACUUGAAGACGUAUAUAGGAUACAGCAUGUGUUCGGCUUUAGAUAUUAUACUGGCGGAAGAUGCCAGAUAAAUGGGUGAAUCUGUCAUGGCAGUAUCAUACCUGGUUUUCUACCAAUAUAGCAAGUCUUCUGCUGAAUCUUAUAGAUCCUUAACUAGCAAAUUUUCAGAAUAAGAUUGUACCAUGAUGUAUGGCUAAAUAAUGGAACAAAAUACAUUUGUUGUUGUCAAUUGCUCCAUUGGGAAAGCACCUGAGUGGUGAUGGUGGUGAAUAAUCUGAAAGAGAUUGGCAGCACAGAUAUCACAGUGAAGGUUUCGUUCCAGCACAUAUUUGUACUGAAAAUCAGUCUUCAUACAUUUAGAUGUUCUUAUAAAAAGCUGACUUAUUACUUGAGCUAGCCAGACAAUAUUCUACCACUUGAGUUGUUUAUGCUAAUCUUCAUGAGUGAUCAUCAUCCAUACUCUCAUGCAACAAUAUAGAUGACAGUGUGGUUUUAAACAAUAAAUUAAGCAGUCAAGUUUGAGUGUUCAGAGUGCUUGGUAACAAUAAUAUAAAUGAACUUAAGAGGUUUUUACAACUAACUUUGAAUUCUUAGUUUGGUUUUGAAGUGCUUAGUGGAUAGCUGACUGAAGGUAGGAAGAAACUAAGAGUGAACACAUUUGGGGAGGGUUCAGGGGGGCAUGUGAACUGGGGAGGAAAGUCCUAUUGCUCUAGCAGGACUUACCGUAUUUUUCGUCCCAUAGGACGCUCCGUCCCAUAGGACGCACCUAGUUUUUUUGGGGGGGAAAUAAAGGAAAAAAAUUUCCCCUUUAUUCCCCCCCCAAAACCAGGUCAGGGAACAGCGGGAUGGGGCGCUGCGCCUCCCCGCUGCCCCCCGAGCUUGUGGGGCUGGCCGAUGUCUGCCCGGCGCGUGGGGCGCUCUGCUUCAGGGCGCCUUGUGCACCGGGCGGCAGGCUGCUAUCCGCAGGGUGGGGAGCCCUGCAGGAACUCCCGCAGGGCUCCCCACGCUGCGGAUGUCUGCCCGGCGCGCCGGGCGCUCUGCUUAAUAGCUUCCUGAAGCCUGGAGAGCGAGAGGGGUCGGUGCGCACCGACCCCUCUCACUCUCCAAGCUUCAGCAAAAGCCUGUAUUCGCCCCAUAGGACGCACACAGAUUUCCCCUUCAUUUUUGGAGGGGAAAAAGUGCGUCCUAUAGGGCGAAAAAUACGGUAUUUGCUGGCUUCUGCUAGGGCAACAACUUGGUUGAAUCUGGCCCAGAAAGCAGCCUCAGUAGGUCAAAAUCCAAAUUAGACCCUAGUAACAUGGAAGGGCCAUGUUGAUAUCAAUAAGCAAGAUACAAAAUAUGUUACUUUAAAAUGAAAGUUGAUACAGAGAGUCAAGCUCUCUUAGACCUCUGCCCGCAAGUGGUUUAUAGAACAGCUUGUUUCCAUAUGCUUAGAGGCUGCAGAGCUGGAUGAUUAGAGAAUAGAUGGUCAUACAUCAGAGAGAUAAAUAAAGCUGAGUAUUCUGAGUGCUUGGGAUGUGUUCGCAUUAGAACUUUGAUUUUAGUCUAGACUUGGAAAUGCUUAUGUAGAAUCCAUUAUAAAUGGAGGCUGAAAGCUUAAUAUAAAACUUGCUGGAAGAUUUAGCAUGAGGGAUUGUUUCCGACAAUGCAUCUGAAAUAGUGAACAGAUGCAAAUAGCUUUGAAGUAGAAGUGAGUGAUUCGUAACCUGAUAUAGAAAUAAUAAUAAUUAUAAUUUAUACUCUGCCCAUCUGGCUGGGUUUCUCCAGCGACUCUGGGCAGCUCCCAACAGAAUAUGUAAAAAAGCAACAAAACAUCAAACGUUAAAAACUUCCCUAAACAGGGCUGCAAGGAAGUAUUGUAUGGAUCCUGAAUAAAAGUAAAACAUGAGUCAGACUAGAGUUGGUGUUAGAUGAAUGAAAAGGUGUAUGUAAAUAUAUUAUCAAGAGUUAGUCUGACCUAGACACUGGAGGCAUUUUGUCCAAGGAAUUUUGUCCUCAGGGAAUGCCUUGAAUCUGUUAAGCAGUCUAACUCACCAGUCUAAUUCCCUACACCACACCAUGGAUCGAGCUUCUCCCUCUUCCCCUGUAGCCCCCAGGAGCUCAGACAGAGGCAGACCUGGUGUGAGACAGAUAAUGGAUGAGAAAUGCUUGCCUGGCUUCAAGGAAAGCAGAGGUCUACUGAACAGGAGGGGGCUACUCAAUAGGAGGCUUCCCCAAGUGCAUCUGGUAAGUAGGAAGGGGGUGAGUUGGCUGUUCAAUAGCUCACAAUAGAGGUCUCUGGACAGCUUUCCUUCCAGUUCAGUCUAUCUCACUCCUGUUUACCUUGUCUUGACUCCUGAUUGACUAUAGAUAUGAUCAUGCCUGGAACACUCUCAGCUCUGGGAUUGCCAUUUUAAUAGGCCACUGUGCCAUAAUGUUUUGUACAUGCAUGUGCUCAUGUGUAAUCUUCCUACCAGUAGAAAACAAGCACAGUAGGGAGUAUGUUGGACGAAAUGUUUUUCCCUGGUGCUGUUGGGUGGUGUGUUUUUGGUUUUAGAUGGGUUGCCACAUUACUUUAUUAGCAGGGAUGGGAAAUCUUUUCAGCUCAGCAGGUCAGAUUCUUCACUGUCCCCACCCCUGCAGACAAACCUUUUGGACAACUCACUUGUGAGUCAUCUGACAUCAUUAUGAUUUUAGAUGAUUGAUAGGUGCAUUGCCUUGCCUACCUUUCAAAGUCCCUUUUUCAGUGUUUCCAAAGUGCCCGACAGCCAGCUUGGUUGCUGGAUGCUCAUUUUUGUAUUUGAUAUAAGAAGGAAGCCCUAGUUUCCCUAUCUGGGAGUAGUGCCUUGCCCAGCCCUAUACUUGAGAUCUCUGUGGUCUUUCCCCCUACCAGCCUCAACCUAAGGUUGAAAGAGAUGCACUGACAAGUUAAGUUUCAAAUUAAUACACUCCAUAUAAGAGUAAUGCAUUAAAUGCAAAAUAAAUAAUUAUAAAGACUGCUCAGACUAAGGAGUUAUUUGGGUCUGCUUUUAUCUUCUGGACUCAAAUAGAAAAUAUCUUGAUCUCUGCAACUAGAACAUUAGCUUAAGCCUACUUAUUAUUUUACAAGAGAAGUUACAUAAAAUAAUGUAAUUUUAUCAAGAUAACUGGGUGAUUGGGAUGUAUCCAGUGGUGGUCUUCCUUAGAGCAGACCUAUUCAACAUAGCAAUUUUCAGUUUUUGCAUCUGUUGCAAGCAUUGCAGCUUGCCAGAUAGGAUGAUAUCACCUCUCCUCUCCCUGCACACUGUUCUGGGGAUUCUCCCGACCCGCUCAGGCAGCUUUGGGAGGAGGAGGGUGAGAAUAGGGGGAAACCCAUUGUGCAAGUUGAAAUCCUUGUGUAGGGCUUCUAACAGGACUGUUUAGGUGAAUCCCACCCAUUGAAAUUAAUGAAUGUGACUAACUGGGGUUUAUUAAUUUUGGUAGGUCUACACUGAGUCAAACUUAGUUUGAUACAAGCCAUUCACACUAUCUUACUGCUUUUCAGAAAGACUGAAGGCACUAGUUCUAUAAAAAAGAAAAACACUCAAGUAGCUGAAAAAUUAAGAACUGUUGGCAUUUAGCUAAGAAGAACAAAAACUUCCAGGUCAAUGCUUCCCAAACAAGGGAACUUGCAAUGUUUGAAAUUGCUGUCUCUUUUUUUGGACAUGAAAUGGUCCUUCAAAAGGAAAUAUUUGCUUAAAGUAAGGGCUAUUUGUUUCAGAACUCUUAAGGCAGAGUCUAUUUGAUAUAAUGUAAAUCCUACAGUACCUUGUGACUUCCUUUUGAUUUGAAAUGUGGCAUGACAGUUGAAGUAUCAAAUAUAGUCCUGUCAAAGCUAGUUUCUGUAUCAAGAUGAUUCCCUGCAGAGAGCUUUCAUAUAGCCUUAAGGGUGAGCUAUUGAAAGCAGAAUCAAAUAGCUUAACUAAUGCAUUGACAAAACUAACCUGUAAAUAUUUGACUAGACUGCAAAGAUGAAACAAGGGUAGGUAUUGCUUACAAGUUCAUUGUGCAGCAGAUAUUCUCAGCUUUCAGAAUUUCCACACCCAUUUAUCUCCCAACUUGGUUUUUGAGAGGUCUCAUGGCUCCAGAGGGGAAACUGAUAGCACCACCAUCAUAACCAUCAACUGCCAGUUCCUUUCACAACAAAGUACACUCAUUAGCAGACACUUAAUAUGUCCUGACCUCAUUCCUCCCGUCUGUCCCCCCAGCAUGGCUUUACGGCAGUUCCCACAGUUCCUAGUGUGUUUUCCCCUCACACUCACAAUAGUUUCAGAACUACCAUGGUUUCCUCAGUGGUUUUCAAGUUUAUCAUUGUUAACAAAGAUGUCUCCCUUCAUGGUAAUUUCGGCAAUUACUUUUUUCUUAAUGGUCUGCUUCCAGAUGUUGAAACCUGGUCUGUGCCUUCUAGAAACACAUUACUGUAACUCCAGACAGGUGUGAUAUAUGCAGAGCCAUUUUUGAAGUUAAACAGACUACCUUGCUCAGAGCGGUAAUCUUUGACUAGUGAAAUCCAGCAUAAUAAGGACAUAUUUUAUUCACUAGUUCAACUUCAUUUCAGUAACUGAUCUAAGUAGUCAGUUCAGUUGCCUUCUCUUCUUCACCAUGCAUAAGCACAUAGAUAGAGGGGUGAUAGCCUUCUGUGUAAUUUUAUUAAAUUUUGGCAGUGUUCUAUAUGGUUUGCCACCUGGCUUGAAGCCGCCUUGUUAGGGUAACAAAGUAGCUAACAAAAAUGCAAGACAGAGGAUUGAGAAUUCUAGCCUUUUAGCUUUAGAACAAGUAUAACUAUUUAAGUUGUGAAUACUGCUCAGUUUUGUAUAGUAAGGCAACUGUGUGCUUCGGAAUCAUUUGAGAUACACACUGCCAAAGUCGUCAUAAUUCCAUUUGUGUAAUGCUUGAUAAAAUUGAAGUUAAUAUUAAUUUCCAUUUGGACAUCCAAUUUUGUCAAUAAUAGUAAUAAUAAUUAAUAAUAAUAAUAAUUAAUAAUAAAUAUUUAAUUUAUUACUUAUACCCCACUCAUCUGGCUGGGCAUCCCCAGCCACUCUGGGCGGCUUCCAAAAGGAUAUUAAAAACAAUAAAAGGUCAAACAUUAAAAACUUCCCUAAACAGGGCUGCCUUCAGAUGUCUUCUAAAAGUCAGAUAGUUGCUUAUUUCAUUGACAUCUGAGUGGAAUGGACUUCACUUAGGGAAUGGGACUUCCCCUUCCUCACCUUUGCACUUCCUGUGUACUCCCACAAUCUGCUGUAGAAGGCUGGUGGUCCUUGUUGCUUGAGCAAAAGUAUGCUCUUUUGAUAAUUUUCAUGUGACUUUGAAAACCUCCAGUUACUAUAAAUGUAUUGAUAUAUUUUUAGUUCAUUACACUGAACAGUUUUGUUGUGCAUCCUCUUUGUUUUUAUGUUAUCAGUUAAGAAUAUAACACAUAUAUGAAAAUCUCAACAUUCAUAGUACUUUAUCUUUCAAAAGCUCUGUAGGUCAAUGACAAUAAUCAAAUCUCUAGCAGAAACCCAAAGCUACUCUUUUAAAUCCAUCUAGUAUCAAAUUAGUUCUCCUGAGUCCCGACUCCCAUGAAAAGGCUGGGAGACCAGAUGUAGCUUACGGUGUGCUCUGUAGGUCACCUCAUUUGGGCUGUGAUGGAAGAAAUGAGUUCUACUCUUGAAAAUAAUUGCUAGAAUUUUUUUUCUGGUGAAAUUAAUUAUAAAUACAAAUGUAGCUGUGUACAUCUUAUUAUUACAGUAUCUUAUUCUAAAAAACUGAAAUGCUAGUUUUACAAUAAGUGAAUUGGAUGCAGAUAACCAGGUGAGGUUUAACUGAAAUAGGAAAGUAAGUUUCUCAAAGAGAAUCUUUAGUAUGUUGACAGAUCAUCACCUAUACAUCUUUUAUGUUUCUUUAGUUCUGGUUUCGCUGGAAAGCUUUUUGUUAACUCAAAUUAUAUUUAUGUUAAUAAUAGCUUGCUUUAAUUCUUCUCAUAAAGUGCGCCAUUUAAAAAAGUGUAUUCUGUCCCAUUACUGAUAGUAAAGCCUAGUGUUCUUCAGAAAUGGGUUCUUAUUUCUCUCAUCUGCCUGAUGAGGGUGACAGUAGGAAUGUACAAAUUGUUAAGAACAGGAGGUUGUGUUGGUAAUGCACCUUGACCCAGAGGGCCAUGGUUAAAUUUAAUUUUAUUUCCUGGAGUUGACAUCACUUGUAUUGUAUAUGAGUAUUCUGUGAUGAGUGCUAUGGAAUCAUUAGCCAUAAAUGUGAAAACUUAACACCAGACUCUUAAAAUUAGUGAAACAUAAUGAAUUCGUGAAAAUGAGUAAAUUUGAUCUUCCAAAUGAUUACUUGAGUUUUGUGAACACAUACUCUAAUUUCUUUCUGCAACAUGGCUAGAAAUGAUUUUUAAUAGAACCAAAGAGCCUCAAAAAUUAAUUUGCAACUAACACAAUGUGAGUGACUUCCAUCGUUUCUUUAUAGGAUGGUGAUGAUGAUUCAAUUUAUUGUCUCCUUUUCAUCAGCAGGUCCCAGAGCAGGUUACAACAAUUUAAAAUUCAAUAAUAAAAACAGUUAAAACAAAUUGCAGUCACAUGAAUAGGUUGGGUCAUGAGAAAACAUAUCUCAGAUGUCAAAAGCUAGGGUAGAGGGGUGCCUCUUCAGCAUAGCCACUUGCAUGGAUGUGUUCAUUGCCUUAAGUUAAACUACUACAACAUAAGAAUACUAAAGGGUAUUCUUUGUUGUCUGUUAUGACUGUGACUGAAGGGGAUGUCAGAGGAAUGAUCAACAGCAACAUCCAAAAUAUGUCUAUUGAGCUUGCUCCCUAAUAAGAGUGCUUGGGGUUGUAGCCCAGUUCACUAGAGGUACCCAAAUGCUGAAGGGAAUUUAUGUAUUAAGGUAUUUUAACAGAAGGGAAAAAGAAGGGGAAUGAGAAACAUGUGGAAGACAGCUAAAAUCUUACUAACACUCACAUUUAACAGACACUGCUUAGGAGACAGGUUUGUUUCACAGUAACACUUCUCACAGUAAGAUAGCUUAUAAAUGCGGACUUGGAAAGUGUAGGUUGACAUUUUUAGUUGACUUUAAUGACUAUUCUUUACAGAUUUUACAGACAGAUCAUCUUUUCAAAUGGACUGUGGAGAAAACCCCAUCUUAACAAGAUUGUGCAAGGCUUGUUUGUAUUGAUUAGGAAAGAACUUGCAGUUCUUUGACAGAAUGGAGUGCUGCUGAAUAGUAGCUAGAUGAAUGUGUUUGUUAUGAGUCAGUAGGGUAAAGCUUAGAAAUCUCAUGGCUGGCUGAUUCUUUUGCAAGUUGAUGCCUUUUACAGGAGAGUGCCUAAGAUGUAGCCUAUCUUCUGCUUUAUCUCUGUUUUCCAUGCAGUCAGAGAGAAACUUACACCUGAACUCUUAAUCCACUAUAUUUUUGUUUUCGUUGCCAUUUGUGUGGUCAAUUAUCAAUUGCAGCCCAAAGUCCUUGCAGUCUACAAACUCUUGAAAUGAUAAAUAACAAGGAAUCAUCAAUGAAGGAAAAUACCAAUGCUCAUGAUAUCAGUAUUUACAAAAUCCAUUUAAUCUAGAUGAUUCUGAGAAAAGUGAGGGCAUAGAACUGGACAUAGGUCAGUAAGAAAUGUGGAAAGGGUUUAUAUCACUGCUAAGAAGCAGCUGUGAUUGUGGCUUCUUUAUGCUAUGACAUAUGGUACACUGUAUACCCUAAGGCAAAAUAGGUGUACAGAUGCAGCUUAGAAUUUGUGUGUGUGUUCUUGCCUCAGCUAAUGCUAUCUAGUUCAAAUGCUAUCUAGUUCAAAAAUAUCAUUCCAGAAAGCAAUAUGUUGGCAAAUAGAUAAUUUAUGUACUUUUUGUUGUUGAAUAACUGAUGUAGUUUAAAGUUUAAAGGUAAAGGGACCCCUGACCAUUCAGUCCAGUCGCGGACGACUCUGGGGUUGCAGUGCUCAUCUCGCUUUAAUGGCCGCGACAGUUUAAGGAUAGUGAAACAUUAUUGCAGACUUAAAUGGCUUUAAUGACAGCUCUGCCAAGAGUCUUUUUGCUUCUUUUUAGAAAAAUAUAUUCAAAAACUUGGGAUUUUGUAGAUUUGUAGAUUUUCAUUGGUUGUGGUGGCAGUAGCAGCACUAGAGGGAGUGAUGGAAAGACAUGUACAAAAUCAUUUUGAAAGCUCUGGGGAGGUUGUAAUGCAUCACAGUAAUUAAAUUUGUACCUCAACAAUAGGACCUGGGAGAGACUUAGGGAGAAAAUGCAGUUGUUAAAAACUGUUGAAACAUUUUAAUAAACAGAUGAUAGGAAACAGAAAAUCAUAGCAGUUACUAUGCAGCUGACUGGGAGCAAACUGGCCCAAGAAAGAGGCUGUUGUCAGUUGAUGAUUUUCCAGGUAGUCAAAUCCAUUGAGGUAGUAGCAUUAGAUCCUGUCAUCUUUAGGGUUGCAAGUGUACCAUUCUGCUUGUUCCAUAGUCUUUGCUUAAUGUACGAACAUAUGAAUUUAAAGAUUUAAAGUCACAGAAUAUGCAACAGCGUGGAAAUAUAGGGUGGUUAGACCUUUAAACUAUGCCCCUCCAAGUGAGUUCCAAAAUGUCCCGUUAAAAUGUUGCUUUCCAAAGUUUCCUUCUGCCCCUAGCACAGAAGAAUACCAUGUCUGGGAAGAUAAUAAUGGUUUACUUACAAACUCUCCAAAGGUCUGAUUCAUGUGCUUUUCAAUCCAGCAUUCAGAAAAGUUCCACAGGCAAUAAAACUUAGUUUAGUUCCAAAGUGGUGAAAGUUCUUAAAUUAUUGUUUAUAGGAACUCAGGAGCGGAUUGUGAGAGCCAUGCGGUUGAGCUUGAGCAACCAGCUCAAACCUCUUCACACGCUGAACCUCCCAGGUAGAUUGGAGAAGAACAAUAAUAGUCUUGAUUGAAUUGACUUAGCUAAGCUUGACAGGACAGUUUACUGGUAUUAAACCCUUUAUGCAUUAAUUAGACUUAAGCAUGUUUGUUAUAUAGGGCUGGUUAUCCCACAUGAACCAGUAUGAUAAAGACAUUUAACACCAUACAAUGGUUCUUCAAAACAUUUAUGAAGAAGCCCCCCCCCCCCCAUUGCAAGAACUCAACAACAGUUUGAUUCCAAUCCUAUUAACCAGUGGCCAAGUUCAGUUCAUAGCUAUUGCUGUGCAGAAUUACAACCAACUGGAAAAAAAUCAAGUGGGAGAUGUCCUGUGAGUAAUUCUGACUGAAGUUGUUCCCUUGUGUUCUGCCCACUCCCUCUAACUGACACCAUAGCACCUGUCAGACUGUUUUGAUGCAGAAGCCUAGAAGAUUGGAGCCCAUCUACAUUUACCACAGAGCCUUUAGUUGUAUUCUUUUUUUAAAAAAAGAUUCAAUUUCAGUUCAAUAAAAUAGAAGAUAUAUUUUAAUGUGGGGGAAGGAAGUCUCAAAUUCUAGGAACUGCAGGUUUUCCUAGUAUUACACAAUACCUUUUGUCGUUUGGAUGAACAAUACAAAAUAUCCGUGAGGUCACUGGGAGCACAGAGCAGCUGCUGAAACAUAAAUUUGUAGACCAGCUGCGUCUUAAUGUAGACUUUAAAGUUGUGAUAUUUUUUGUCCCCAUCCUGCAAAAACAAAGACAGAACACAUGGAAAUGUCUCAAAUUUUAAAUAUAGCACUGGAUUAUUAAACUACCAGUAUAUCUAAAGUACAUAUGAGCUUUGAUACUUUAAAGUUAAAUGUAUUGAAUUUAAUAUCUUUCCCUAGAUGCUUUUUUUUAUCUCUGCACUUUCUACAUUUUUUUAGUAUCUUUAGUUCUUGACUGCUUUGUUUCCGCUUGACUAGAGUAAUAUUUCCAGUAGUGCAUUAGGAAUGAUGGGUUUCCUCCAGCUGCUUUUACAAAGCAAAGUAAAGUAUCUAGAUGUGCUCACUGGUGGUAUUGAUUCUGGUGGUCUGCAGCAACGUAAAACAUUUUGUAAAUAGGUGUGUAGGGAACUACCUAAAAGUAGUAUGUUUACUACAAGGAGAACUUCUUUGCAAUUGCAUUGUUUCAUAUCUUGAACAGUAAUGUUACAGAGGGUAACUUUCACAGAUGUGUUGUGAGUCAUGACUGCUUUCAUGUGGAAAUAGUGCUUGCUAUUUUGUUACAGUUAGUUUCAUGGGAAAAGCUGUGUUGUGUUGAAAAGCAAUUUUGAGUUUGAACUUUGUGUUUUGUGUGUUGUGUUCAAGAAAUAGGAUGGCUAUAAAUAUUAGUGUUUUUGGUUGGGUAUGGUUCAGUGCUAUCAUGUUGUAAUUAUUUUGGAUGAUUCCCGCUAAAAACUCUAUAAUUCUCAUUCAAACAAUGUUUGGAGUUGAAGCAGGUAAAUUUCAUCUGCCUCCUGACUUAAACUGAUGUAGCCCAUUGAUGCUACAUAGAAGUUCAAUUAGUAAGGUUUACAGUCUGUGUGCAAGGAAUUUCCCUAUAUACGAAGUUGGAGGACUUGGGCAUGGCCAGGAUUUUUUUUAGGGGGGUGGCCGGACUUCGUUAGGGGAGCAGAACUGACAUUAUUGGUCAAUUAGUUAAGUAUUUCGAUUGAGUUACUUGAUCUGGGGGUGCAGCUGCUCCCCUACCCCCCUUGGCUAUGCCCAUGUUGCAGGACCUUCCAUUGUCCCCAGAUAAGCUUAAUAAAGGUUAUAGUGACAUGUUGAGAGAACUCACACAGGGAAGUUGUGUUUAGAUGAAAUUGCUUGCUUGGAGAAUGGGAAUGAGCAACUAUUUUCAUGUCGGAGAGAGUAAAAUUUGUUAAGGAGGAAAGCUUUCUUUAAAUAUACAUGGAAGAGGAAAUUGAGUGCGAUUGCCUGCUGAGUAAGAUUGCCAGAUUGCAGCCUGGCAGCACUGACCUUAGGGACAUUAAUUGUACCUGAUUGCUGGUUGACAGAAGACGGUUUGCUUCAAAAGAGACAACUGCCUAACAUACUGUCUAGGCAGUGCUGGAACAGAGUAUCAGUUGGUCUUGUUCUUAUUAUCUUUCUAAUGAUUGAUGACUCUCUCCAUGAAAAGGCAUGAGAAUGAAACCACUGAGAGAACUUUAUAUUAAGGGGUGGCAUACAGAUGUCAUAAACAAAUGAAGUGAGAUUGAAGAACAAUCUUGGAGAAUUGUUUGUUCAUACCUGCACCAAAAUUUUGACAGCAUACUUGCAUUUAUUACUUGUACAGCUUCAGCUAAAUAAUCAACUUGUCUUUACCUUCCACCACCAAACAAGCAAGCAGUUCAUUGUGCUUUGGGCAAAAGGCCUUAAUGACAUUCUUACACAUUAGUCUUUUUUAAUGUGUAUAGCUGCCUGUGCUGUUUCAAUUGCUGUACCACCAAUACCUGCUCACUUAAUCAAGAUAUUUUUGCUUCAUUGCAACUUGCCACAGAACAGAACAGUUCAGUUUUGUAUGAAAAUGAUUCCCUGAAUCAGCAGGAGUUCAGCCCAACUGCUAAUGUGCAUUUCUAGAGCAGAACAAACAGCCCAGUCAUGGGGCUUGGUGGAAGGAGAAUGGUUUAAAUAUGUAUGCUGCAUAGUUUAUUUUUCUGUGCUUAAAAUGAUUGAACAGUCAAUUUUGGAUGGGCAGUGCAGAUCGUUAUGCAUCAAAGAAACCUGCUAGGUGUUAAAACAUUUCCCAAGGUUGUAACUGUAGUUGUGAGAUGGCAGCUGUUUCAUAUGAUGCUCAAUAUGUUCAAGUUGUCUCUUAGUAUACAACAAGUUUGUCAUAACACACAGCUUGCUCAGCCUACUCACUAUUGAGGUUGUAGUAUGAGCCCAUUUCUCAGUCACCUGAAUUAUUGAAUUAGGCAACUACAUAAGUGAGAGUAAUUGUGUGGAGUUUUGUUUUCUCAAUUUGCUUGUUUAAAAGUGUUUAUAAAGUGCUUAUUUUUUUAAAAACCUAGGUGGUGUACAAUAUAAAAUAUACCAUAUUGUUAAAAGAAAAAUACAACAUAAAACUAAUAAAACUGUAGUAUAAAAGCAUAUUAAAAACACCACAAUACCUUCAGGAAUUCAGACACACAAAACAGCCCAUUCUUACUGGUCAGGGAAAGCUUAAUUAAUGAGGAAUCAAGUUCCUGUCUGGUUCUUAAUGCACACACUUGCAUGGAUCUUUUCUGCCUGAUCAGUACCCUGCUAUUGCAAACGCAUUCCUAUUUAUAGUAGGAUCAAAUCACGGGACAGUGACAAGUCCACUCUCUGUGUGUAAAGGAAAUUCUAUAGAAGAAAGAUCAUGGUGCACUUAAAAAAGCAGAACUGUUUCACCUCUGUACAGAUGAAAAAAUGGGAUUAACUACUGAAAAGCAAUAAUGCAUCUGCUACAGCGUGUCCUAUUUUAUUUUAAAUAUUCAGAGAAUCAGGGGAAAUUGGGUUGGGAUGAUCCUUUUGCUUGGCUGCUAAUUCUUGUAUGGCUGCUUUCUAGCAUCAUGCUUUCUUGGUCUUCUCUUCUGUCAGACAACUAAUGGCGGCAAUUGUCCAGAUUCUUAAUUUUGUCUGUUUAACUGAAACUGUUGCACUCACCAUUAAAAACAAGCUCAGUUAGAUAUCAUUGGCAGAGAGAUACAAACAGAUAUAAAUAUCUAAUAAUAUACAAGAGGGUGCUAAGUUGUAAUGAAAUUAAAAAUAGAUGUGAGCUUUCAUCGGCAGUGCUAAGAGAGCAUAUCCUUUUGGCUCUUCUUGCAGCUAUGCAGUUCCUAUCCACGUUGGUCAUUACAUAAGAACUCUGUUGUGUUAAGAACUGGUGCUAGGUUUGCUGCUUCCUCCCUCAUCUUUCCCCCUUUUUUGUGUUCUGUCUGUUAGAUUAUAUGCCUGAGUACAGGGACCUUUUUGAUUUUUAUUGUUCUGUAAGUAGCUCUGGGAACAUUUUUGGCUGAAGAGCAGGGUAAAAAUGCAUUUGGUAAAAUAUCUUACAAUAAUUUAAGUACUUUAAACGUAGAGUUCUUAUAUCAGAUGAUUUUCUCAAUCAUUUGAAAAAAAGACACAGUAUGGGAAACAGUGGUAAUAUGAAAAAACCAUUUAGAGUGAUAUUCAAAAUUACAGGAGUGGACUUCUGCUCAUACAACAAUAUUUUUCCUCUCCAUUCCCUCCCCUCCCACAAUUUACUCUGAAGAGUCUUCCAAGUCUUUGGAGCAGACUUUGGUGCAUGGUGGGGUAGCUGCAGAGGGGAGCAUAGGAAGUUCUGUUACACCAGUGGUGGCCACAGUUGGAAUUCACCCAGAGGCUGCAGUCCUUUGCACACUUACUUGGAAAUAAACCCCAUGGAACUCAAUGGGACUUGCUUCUGACUAGGCAUAUACAGGAUUUCACUGUUACUGUCUAAAAUGUGUACAAUUCUAUUAAAAAUGGAGUGUGAAAUGGAAUAAGCUGCAGACUUGAAGAUUAGAUAGGCGCAAGAUGUAGGAGAUAAUAUCCAAGUAGGAGCUUUUGGAAUAUUUGUGAACAGAAUGGGAAAUUGAUAUAAAAUGGCAACUAGAUGGUAUGUUACUUUAGUAACCAUGAGUAAAACCAGUAACUGCAUUUUUAUUUGCUGGAAACAUUUUUUUAAAAUGAGGAGAUCUCUGCCAUAUGUGGUAGACACACCUCUGUGCAGAAGGAUAUUGGAAGAAAAUUAAUGGAGAAAAUAUUUGGCAAUACUGAUUCAGCUCGACACUUCUCAUUUUAACCUAUAGAAAAGAUUUAAUACGCAAAGAACAUAGAGAACUGACUGGUUAGACUUGUUCAUGCUAUAUAUUGGAAUGUACCUCCAGAGGCACCAGGAUGGCAGCAUGAUUCACUUUCAAGGAAGCUCUUAGAAAAAGGCUUCCCUCAAAAAAUGCCCAAAUGAGAAGAACAAACUUUGGCAAAAGCAGACAAUACAGGACACUAGAAAAGAAUUUGAGGAGCACGCUAAGGCCAACAACAAAAAAAUCUUUAAAUAUAUUGGUAACAGGAGAUAGUCUAGGGAGGCUUGGACCCUUGGAUGAGAAAGGGGGUCAAAGGUGUCCUAAAGUAGGAAAUUGCAGAGAAGCUGAACAAAUUAUUUGCAUUCCUGCACUAACCUGUGAAGGAAGGUAGUCUGAAGAAUUGAGGCAAAAUAUUGAUGAAAUAUGACAUUCUAGGCCUAAUAGAUAAAAUAAAAACUGAUAAUAACUGAUUCCGGAUGGCAUCGUCCUGAGAGUUCUCGGCUGUGAAAUUGCUGAUAUUCUAAUGGAAAUAUGUAACUUCUCCCCAGUAUAAACCUCCAUACCGGAGGACUGGAAAGUGACCAGUGUUAACACCAAUUUUUUAAAAGGGUUCAUCAGAGGAUCCUGAAAAUUGCAGGCUAAUUAGCUGAAAGCCUGUCCUUGGAAAAUUGGUGGAAAGUAGUUGUCUUCCCCAGUGCCAUUUGAUAAUGUUAGUCCAUGAACAAUUAUCUGGUGUUAUUCAAAGGAGUGUCAGUGAGGCAGUAUAUGCAAUCUGAGCCUACAUAUAUUUCUGGCUGUGUUGCAAUUCUAAAUAAUCAUAUUUUAUGAUGCAGACUUAUAUGUGGGGAAGGAAGAAGUUGCCUCAGCAACUUGAAACGUAGACAGCUAUAGGACUCUGGACAGAAUAUAACAUGAAUAAGUUGAAUGAGUGUGCCACAGAGAAUUAACUAAGAAAAAGCUGACUCUAAAAACCAAACCAGAAAAUUUCCUCAGAGUUCCUUGACACCAAGACAAGGCAAAGGUGUAUCUGGUGACAAAACAGUGAGAGAAAAUUGCAGUAAUGAAGUAUUUCAUGUAACUAUUUCUUUCCUACUCAUGUAGUUGUGAAAUGUGGUGGCUGUGCAUAGGCUGCUCAGUUAGUGAGCAGCAGGUUUUGUUGGUUGAUUGGUGGUAUUUGCAACUCAUGAUUAUUAUACUGUUUUAGUUGUGCAACUUUUAUAAUUACGUUAUAUGUAUGUAAAUAGCACAAUAUCAUUUUAAAUGUUUUUGAAAUGGUAAAGUUAGGUAAAUCCCACAUACUGUUUGUGUAGGCUUUGUAUAUUACAUUUUAGGAUACUGUUGACACUUUAGCAGUUGCUUUUUAAAAAAUAUUUUAUUAUAGAUGCAACAUUAAAACAAACCAAUAUAAAACAAUCAAAACAUUCCAAAGAUCACAUUGGGGGAAUACACAAGUGAACUGUGUGUCCUCGUAACACACUUCGGAAAGAAUGUAUCUAUAAAUGCCAUAGGCACCAAUCUAUAGAAUCGAUUACAACAACAGACUUGCAAAGUUGACAGCAACCUUCUUUAUCAAUUUAAACAUAAAAGGCUAACUGGGAGUGGAGAGAGGCUUGGUAAAAUAUUACAUAAAUUCCAUUUGUUGCUUAGCUGCUAUGUCUAUUUCGGGGAUAGAAGAAAAUGGAUGUUGCCAUUAAAAUUCAAAACUGCCAGGCAAUAUUAGGGGCAAAUAAAUAGAUUUCUAUACUUAGUAAUAGCUCCUGGCCUAUUAUUACAAUAGAAUUGCCUUUCUGCAUCAUAGCAGAACUAACAUUUGCUCAUUACAUGGAACACGCUCUGUGGUUUUUAGUCUACGUAAAAUAAUACAGACACUACUGGCUUAUAUAACACAAUGGCAAAGAAGAGUGUGUUUACUUCUCAGUUUUACUCUUUCUACAAAAUGGCUUGUCCCUAAUUUCUGAAGUCCUUAACUCAUUUGCCUUACAGCCACAGACAGAUAAUAUAUUGGGAUGUGCAUUUGUGUUCUUCAGAAGCUCCUCGCCACGCAAGUGCUCUUCAGUAUUUCUUUUUAAUGGAAAAAAAUACUAGUCUUAAAUGCCUAAGGAAAUAACUUUAAAAAUGAGUUGUCAACUGGGUUUAGUUUUUUUGCAGAGUUUACUUCCUUGGGAAGCAGGAUGCAUAAAACAUAAAUGCUUCUGAAAACACUGAAAUGAGAAUCUUUCAGGCUUAAUGCAUAUUUCUCUACUGCAGCUGAGCUUGAUGCAGAGCAUGCACAGAAGGUGUUGGCUAUGGAGCAUACCCAGCAAAUGAAGCUAAAGGAGCGGCAAAAGUUCUUUGAAGAAGCUUUUCAGCAGGACAUGGAACAGUAUCUCUCCACAGGCUAUCUGCAAAUAACUGAAAGACGAGGCAAGUACUGAAAAGGUUCUGUGUAAUUUUUAAGCUAGAUCCCAAUAGGAAGCAGGAUUUUAGUUCCUUCAGUACAUCUCUAUCCUGUUCUUUCAUGUAUAAGUUCAUAUUGGCUUGCUUGUUUGAGCAUUCUCUUCUUCAACCAGUGAGCAGAAUGAGACCCACUUAGCUUCUAAGAAUGUAACAGCAGGCAAAGGACUGUCCUAUAUGCAGGACUGCGAUUGAGGCGCUGCAGCUGGAAAUAGCAUGGCACCAGUGGGUGGGAUGAGGGCUGAUAAAUUCUAAUAUUGCAGUUGCUUGCUCCACAUGAACAAGUGACAGAUUGCAGUUUUGCUGUUUUCCUCCACAAUGAUGAAUUGUAUGGAAGAAAACACAGCCGAAUCCGAAGGCCUGUGGUAUAGCAACUGUAUAGAUGUAUGAAAGCUGUAUGUUCUGAAGUAAGUUUAAUGGUUUAAGACUUUUCCAGCUGGAUUCUGUUGAUCUUCCACAGUUCAGGUGCCCUGCUUCCAGCACCUUCAUUGUCACAGUAGGAUUUCCUACACAUGUACAAAGGACUUUUACAAUGCCUGAAACUUCUGGGGCUUCUAUCGCAACUUAGCACAUUCUGUUAGUCUCCGGGUUAAUUCUGGAGAAAUUAAGCCACCUCUUAAUAGCAGUUUGAGAUUGGGAUGUUAGCUUCUUGUAAUGGCAGUUAUGAUUAGUUUUACUUACCUGUCUCAUAAUGAUAAAAUCUUUUUUAAAAAGUAAGUUGCAUCAUCCUGAGUUUGGGUAUGAAGUCCGAAGUAGUUCCAUUACAUGAAUUUCAGAAAAUAAAACUGUAAAUCCAGUGCAAGUAUUUUUUUAAAAAAAUAAAGGUAAAAGGAUGCCUAUUCACUAACCAUAAAUGUUAUCUUCCAGCAUGCUUAAUUCAUGCCAUAGUUUUCUCCAAAAGUGAUCAUAUAUGGGUUAGAUUUUCAAGUUUACUUGUUUACCUUUUUCUUAUGGCAGAGCCGAUUGGAAGCAUGUCUUCUAUGGAAGUAAAUGUGGACAUGUUGGAACAAAUGGACCUUGUGGAUAUGUCUGACCAAGAAGCCUUAGAUGUCUUCCUUAAUUCAGGAGGAGAGGACAGUACUAUGUCAUCUCCUAUGAUAGGUAUAAAAUGAACUCUUGCAUUCUUGAUCUGGUUGCACUGGCAUAAAAAGAAAUAGUACUUAUUGAUGUUUUUAAGCAGGGUGGAUACGUAUUAAAUUUAGGUGAUUUAAAUCACCAAUAAAAAAGAUCUACCAUAAAUUGUUGAUUUCAAUCACAUUUCCCAUUUGUUUUCUGAACAAAUAUACAUAUCACCAGCCAGGUUCACUAAGAUGCAGGAUUCAGCAAGAAGCCCACAUCUUUCAUUUCACAAAAAAUUGGAGGCUUAAUUUGAACUAGAGCCUUAGUUCAAGGAUACUUUCAUAAAACAGAGAUUCUUAUUGUGGCUACUUUCCUGACAUCUUAUGUCUUAGACUGAGGUUUAUGUGCUCCAUUUAUUCUGGAUUAUUAGUCAGGCAUUACAAGGAGUGGUGCACACAGCUUUUUAUGCUUUAGUAUGCAACUAUUCUUCACUUUCUUUUUCACCCUGAGAAACUCAGUGCCAUUUCUGGAGCACGUAUUCAAAUGCUUUCUUACUUUCUCUCAGCUAUUUUGUACAAAACACCUAAAGCAUAUAGUCUCCCAAUUGUUGUAAUAUAAUGGGUUUCUAACAAAUGAAUAAGCCUAGCUCACUGACUUCUCUUGUUAUUUUGAAGGAUCAGACAACAGUACUGGUCAAAAUGAAAUCAGUCUUCAAGUUCCCACCCAGUCAGCGUUGAGAGAGUUGUCCUCAACUUCAGCCUGGACUGAUUCUGCCAGCCAAGAUGCCAGUGAAGGGGAAUCGCCUGUGAUCCAGUCCGAUGAGGAAGAUGUGCAAGUAGACACUGCCCUUGUUGCUGUAAAUACUGAAAUGAAAGGCCCUUCUGAUGUUAGUGAUGAGAGUGAUUCGCAAACAAAUUGAGUUAUCAUGGUGCUCUAAAGGAAUUAGGACCCUGGAAUGAAUGAGUGAGUAAAGAAGUAUUUUGAGCUUGCUUUUGUUACUCCGAUCUUAUCAUGAAAAAUAUUACCAUAUAUAAAACUUGAGUUUGACAGUCAUGAAAAUACUGAUUUUUAUUAAAAAUUUCUUGAAGCACACCAUUAGCAAUAAAGUGUUGGCUUUGGAACAGUAAAACUUGUAUAUAAAGGGUUAUCCAAUGAACAAGUUGUUGUAAGGGUUCCUUUUAAAAUCCUCCAUAGGAACAUAACACAGAAGCCAUGUUUGUUGUCCCAGUGUGCAUGUCUUAAUUGUUGUGGCUAAAGACCGGUAAAUGUUUGUUGUUUAGCCAGAAGAAUAGCCUCCAAUUAUGUGACCUUCCAGAUGUAAGAAACAAAUCUAUAUGCUUUCUUACUGAUGUUUUACAUACCUAUAAAUAACGAGCAGAAAAAGAUCAGCAACUACUUGAAUAGUUGAAAAAGUAUGUGAACUUUGAUUCCAUGCUCCUGUCCUGUUGUUGCUUUGUCCUACAUUUAGUGGGAUAAGCCUCAUUUGUGAUAAGGGAUGUAGAAGCAUGCUGCUUUGUUCACUUCACAAUAGAUACCGAAAGACUGAUGAAGUGCACUAUUCUAACUUUAAGACUGUUGAAGCUUUCUACUUCCUACCUGUAGCACACAGCAUCAGGCCAACACGCUUGUGCUAUCCCUAUGUAAGAGAUUAUGGGCAUGUUCUAAAUGAGCAGCUAUUCCCAAAUAGCUGACUACUCGAAAUAAGUCUCAGAAGCCCAUUUCUCUUUGAGUUCGGUGGAAUAAUGUACCUAUAAAUGAAAGUUGGGAAUAUCUGCUAUAUGUGUUGCAUCUUUCCUAACAAGAAUGGUCCUCACUUUUGAAGUUUAAUCUCUACUGCUCUUUCAGAAGAAAGACAAAGUGUCCAAAAAGUGUGGUUUUUUUAUUAAACCUUGUAUUACAAACCUGAAAAGUAAACAAAACUGGCAAUAAACAUGAAGUCUUUCCUUACAAGGAAAGAGAGCAGAGCAGCGCUAAUAAAUUAAAUGUCAAACUGUAAGCCAUAGUCAGAAGUUUACUGUCAAGAAGGAAAAAGUACACAGCAAGGCCAUAAAAACCGGACAACCACAUUGGAAAACACUCGACUCUGUAUGUUAUUGUUAAAUAUUCCAAAACAAUUCGUCUUCUGCAACAACCGACAAUAUGUAUUUUAUAAGACUUUUCCUGACAGUCACCACUGGCAAGCUCAGUGCAAUAUGGGUAGCUCUACGGUCUUGAAUUCAAUUAUGAAACAAAAGAGUUUGUGAAAACAUUUUCCCUUUUUUAUUCCACACAUACUGUACACACAACUGGAAAAGGGCAACAACUACUCCAUUAUUAUUUUUGUUGUUGUUCAGUGAUGUAAGCAGCACUUAUAAAUGUUACAAGAAAAACCCUGUAAGCAUCCAAAUCCAUCCGAUGAAGAAAGUGAAACGUAAGGCUUUUCUUCAUCUUGUCUCUUUGCCACCCUUCCCCACCCUCCCAAGAAAAGGCUCAAGUAUUUAAAACAAUUUACAGGCUUAUGUACAAAAGGUAUGAUUUCUUUUUUGUUACAACAUGAAGGAAAAAAAUAGACAAGAUGAGAGCAAAUGCAUUUUUCACAUUCAAAAGAAAUAUGCAAAUCUGCUAGUGGCUCUAAAUGUGAUCAAACAACAAAACAAAAUUCAAAACAAAAUUAAUGCUGACUGUGAAAAGGUAUGAAAAACAGCAGUGGAAUGGAAAUGGAAUGUUAAAGAUUGCACGUCUAUGACAAGAAGCACUUAUGGCUUCAAUCAUUUUAAAAGGAUGCUAUUGAAGGGUUUUUGAUAAAGUAGCCAACAGCACCAAAACAUAACAGAAUGGAUUUCCUAAUGAAAUCAGGCACAGUUUUCGCUCACAUGACUCCUCAAGGCAGGCAGUCUUUUUCUUCUCUUUCUUCUCCUCCUCGAACAGAUGCAUAGUGAAGUGCUGGUAACAGAGAACAAUUUCUCCAAAUCUCCCAUUUUGCCUACAGUUAGAAAACUAAGUCCAUCUUCAGCUGCCAUAACCUCUCAAAGAAAAGUGUGUAUUCUCCAAUUUAAAAAGGUACAAAACUCAUCCUGCCUGUUACAGAAUACAAGCCAAAAGUAUAGCAAUUUCUUUCAAGUUUUGUCUCCUAUCCCUUUUCUCUCUAGAAAAAAAUCUGUUGACAUGACUUGGAGAACAAAUUAUAAAACGCCAAACUUCAACUUAUCAAAAAAAGAGUUUAAAAGCCUUUUCACAGUUACCAAAAAAAGAAAAAAAGGCUUUGUAGCUUCAGACAGAGGGACAAAUACAAAUGAAUUUCAUCAGCCCCUUGCUGCUUUCAAAACUGAAUGUACAGCAGUUAAAAAAAAUCCUGCUGUAAUCUAACUACCCUAAGUAAAAAAUAAAAAUAAAAUAAAAUUCAACAGUUUAAUGCUAAAACAAAAUUAGUUCUCUAAAACCAGAAGAAAAUCUUCUUUAGAGCUAGUGCAAAGACAGCUUGUAUUCUACAGCAAGUACUCCAAACUAUGAUAUAAUAAUUACAAAAAAUAUAUAUAAAAUUGACAAAAAUGAGAGUGUGUGUUGGCAUCUUCAUGAUUAACUUGAAGCACUUUUGGAUGAACUGGAGGAUGAAAGUCUUGAUGAUGGCACGUCGACUGUUGCUCUCUUCCGAGGUCCUCUUUUUGGUGUAGGCUUGCUGAUAGAGUUCUCAAUGGUGCCAUUUUUGCCAGAUACUUUUCCACAGAUUUGAUUGACUAAACUGAUAAUUUGUUCCUAUUUCAGAAGGAAAAGAAAAAUGAGUUUAGAUAGCAGAAGCCUUAAUAGAAUGUGGCAAAUAAGCUCCAACAAUGGCCACGCACUAGAUAUAACACUCCUCUCACAUCGUCCAGCACAACUAUGAGGAAUGGAACAAUUCUGUUUAACUAACUUGUUGAAUCAGUGCUUUAUGAAGUUUGGCUUUUUUAAAAAAACAAUCCACCCUGUUUAAUCACAAUUUGACAUGCUGUUCAAACUAAUCUAAAAUAGAAAUAAGGGAGAACACAUGAACCCAGAGCUCAUUCAUAUAUGCUGAACCACAGAUUAUUUGCAUUCUGCUAAUGACAAAAAGUCCUCACUUAAACCUUGUGUGUAUGGUUAACAUUUACUUUGCUUUUUUAAAAAAGGAUAUAUUUAUAACUAUUUCAAACCACGUUAUUGAAAUUUCUACAUACCUACUAGACUUCAUAUAAUGAUGGAAUACAGGACAAAAACUGCAUGUUUAAGGAUGCCUUUUAAAUGCAAGAAUAAAGUGCCCAUAAAACUGAAACUCAAAAAGCAGGUUUCCAAUAUACCUGAAAUUAUUUGUAAGAUCAAAUUUCAAUUUUCAAAAAUGUAAACUUUUCCAACCUAUGAGCUAUUAGUUAUUAUACAAACCUCAUCAUAGCGAUACAUUAGUUUUAGUCCUCGGCAAGACUUCUGUUUUUCUACGUGUCGCAGGGCACAUUCGAGGCAGAAGACAACGUUUUCGUUUUCCUGUACAACCUGCAAACAUUUUUUAAAAGGUCAAGAGCAUUAAUAACCCACAGAUCAGUAUUUCCUGAACAGCCUGAUUCUAUAUCGAAGCUUAACCUGGAAGUCUCACACAACUGUGAUCCCUGUUUGUUAAGCCUGUGGGUGAAUUCACUUUUAAAAUUCAAACGUUGAAACCACUCGUUACUACUGUUGGUGUGGCAAAUGUAAUAACCAUGGUGAGAUCAUUAAUUGAUAUAUGUCCAAUCACUUUGUUAGUGUUUAUGGACACACCUAUUUAGAAUCAAAUCCCAAUGAGCAACAGAAUUAGAAACUAAACUUUGCAAUUCUUAAGCUCUUCCAAGCAAAACUGAGCCAAGGUGAACUUUUUCUUCCAUAGAGGCUAAGGAAUGAUGUAAACAUCAAGGCAACACUGUUCAUGUGGCAGAUGCUACCAUCUGGCAAGAUGGGUAUGUGGCAUGGUUCACUGACGGCACAUUUUCUCUCUGCCACUGCAGAGAUGUAUUGGUAGUUUGCAGUGGUGUGCAGAAAACCACUCUAUUUGUAAAUGAGUAAUUCUACAUAAAUGGCUUAUCCCACGCUGACAUUCAAAAGUGGCCUUCAUAUUAGUGCUACCUUGGGCUUGAAAUGGUAGAAAAGCUUUUAUACUGUGUCAGGAAAAUGCAUUUUCAGUCAUGAUUUUAAUUUAUUAGUCCCAUAAGCCAAUUAUUAUUUUGGUACUAAAUUCUAAAGAGAGCUUUUAUGACCUAAAAUUGCACUAUUUUCUGCAACCUCUUGCUGGUCUGCAAUGAGAAAUCUUAUAGUUUAUUAUUCAAGUUCUUCUAGUAAUAGGCUCCCUUUUACUGAACAGUUUGAACUACCUCCUUGACAAAUCUUGAAAACCAGAAAACCCUCUUCACUUAUUCUGAAUAUGCGAAGGGGCCUGUGGAAAGUGUGGCUCUAGCUCCUCCCCCUCAAUGACAUGACUCUUGAUUUGACUUGUGAUUGACUGAAUCAGAAGGAAGACACUUUCAUUGUGCAUAGGAUUUCCUACAUGGGGUGGAAGUAGCCUCCUUCAGACUCAGCACACUGCAUGUUGGAUUUGGAAUACUGCCGGCAUGCGUGAUCUCACAAGGGAAUGGAGGUAAGCCCGCAGGUUCCUGCAGGCCCCAAAGUGAGUAUCUGAAGACAGCUGAAGUGAGGCAUACAUUCUUUUAAGUGAAAAAUCACCAGCUUCUGCUUACAACUGGCAUACUGUAGUACAAUAGCAAUUUUCAAAUGGUGUUCCAGGUAAUUCUGGAGUUCUCCCAUGAGAAAAUACCAGAGAAUCUUCUCUGGAAGAGCCCCUGCCCACCACUGUCAAUCAUCCAGUGCAAUGUGCAGACUGCUGGAGAAUCUGGCAUAUUUUGUACAUCAGUUGUUGUCCUCUUUGAACUGAUGAAAUGAAGCACAGCUGACCUCACUUGAACUGAAUGGUACAUCCUGGAACAUAUUCAGAAAUUCUCUAGAGCAUGUCAAGUUUCCUUGACAGGCGUCAGAAUAAGAUUUGAAAACUAUGAAAUGACAAUAAAAAUUUC